This is a messenger RNA of Podarcis lilfordi (Lilford's wall lizard), 54409 nucleotides long. The record is from the annotation of a GenBank genome assembly. NCBI's taxonomy places the organism in Eukaryota, Metazoa, Chordata, Lepidosauria, Squamata, Lacertidae.
GCGCGGGGCGGCACCUCCUCCGCGCGCUCUGCUAAUGUAUCAAUCGUAAGCAUGUGCGUCCGCCGCCGCCUCCCCGCCAAUCAGAGGAUCCCGGCUGGGGAGUAAGAGCUAGCUGAAGGACCAAUGGGAGGUGCCUGGGCGACACCCAUCGGCGCGGCUUGGGGUGCGAGAGAGCGGCCGAGUUGCCAAACGCGGUGAUCUGUGGCUCCCUCGAUGGGGCGGCGGGAGGUGCUUGCGUUUGGCACGCAAACUGCAGUUUGGGAGGCAGCGCGCGGCACCUUUCCUUCCGCGGCAGGCGAAGGGGUGGAGUAUGGCUGCAGUGCUCUAGGCAUGCGUGUACCUGGAUGCGAGUCUUCCCACAAUCGAUUCAGAUUGGGAACGGGGCGAUGUGUAAACAGAAGUCUCCUUUCCCUUGCCUCCAGAUCUUUCAGUCUGGCAAAAUAUCCGAGGCUGGGAGAACAGCUAUGACAGGGCCUUUCUCCUGUCUGCGAGUCUUGGUCUGGGAAUGUCAAGACACCUUCCCCAUCGCUGUCAUUUACUCCAAAGACACCCAGUUCUAGGCGCCAGGUAUCGCAGACACCUCUGACAUUGUCGCCAGCCGUCAGAUGCCCCACUCGCAGCCCCGACAUGUGUAAAUCUAUUUUACCAUUUUGGUGUACAGUGGUACCUCGGGUUACAUACGCUUCAGGUUACAUACGCUUCAGGUUACAGACUCCACUAACCCAGAAAUAGUGCUUCAGGUUAAGAACUUUGCUUCAGGAUGAGAACAGAAAUCUUGCUCCGGCAGCGCGGCAGCAGCAGGAGGCCCCAUUAGCUAAAGUGGUGCUUCAGGUUAAGAACAGUUUCAGGUUAAGUACGGACCUCCAGAAUGAAUUAAGUACUUAACCUGAGGUACCACUGUAUAUGAUUGAAAUCAACAUCAAGUUGGUUAAAUUCUUUGAAUUUUAUUUAAACCUUAGUCAGGAUUUGGCCCAAGCCAACUUCUAGGGGCUGAGGUACAUUUUGCCCCCCGAUAAAGUAUUUGAGGGCCUGCCCUCCCCCCCUUUGAUGGGCUUUGCCCUUCAAAUGGUGUGUGCAUGCUGAAUCAUGUGAUCGAUUAUGCAGGGUGGGGCUUACCUGGGUCCCCCCAAUAUUUUAUUCAAGUUUAUACCAUUGGCCCAAGUUAAUGCAUAGUAAGGAAAUCGGAUUUUUUAAAAAAAGUAUUCCAGAAGAAAUCUCUCGCCCCUAUAUUUUUAGAAUCCAAAACGUUCUUCACUUGUCUUUAUUGGCGAGUCAGUGUUUGUAUCUGGCCAAGAGCUGCGACAAUGGCCUGGUUGAGCCAUUCUACACGAUUGCUGCUUGCGUUGCGGGUUGCUGCAUGAAAUGCGUCCAAUAGCAAAAUAAAUGAAUGUUUGUAAUUAUAAAAGUUGGUCUGGAGGGCUAAUUAUAGGCUGCAUGCGUUCUUAGUGUAUUUCCAAGGGACUUAACAUAAAUUGCAUUCACACAAAAAGGUAGCCGAAUCUGACACAGAGCCACGUGAUGCGUUGAUGGAGUUGUUGUUCUUGCAUUAGCCUGUAAGAGUGCUGCUCUUAAGGGAUGCCUUUGGUCUUAGUAAGACUAUGGCCAUUUAGGUCACUUAGACACACAUAAGCUCAUUUAUAUGAAUGUAUUUGGGACACGUAAAGCCUGGAUACUAGAAUUGUGCUUUGGAAUUGCAUCCCCAUCUGCACUUAUGAAAAUAAACCAUAAGAAAAUAACACAGAUAAACUUACAUCUGAGUCAUUCACAGACCCUCCCAAGUGUCCCUAUUUUCCAGGGACAGUCCCAGAUUUACAGAAGCCAUCCCGAUUUCUGAUUUGAUCCCGGAAUGUCCUGCUUUUCCUAAGCACGUCCCUAUUUUCAUUGGAGAAAUGUUGGAGGGUAUGCGACCCCAAAGCCAAGGAGACAAGUAACUAUACAACCUUUAGAAGAUAUCUAUAUAACCCUGUAUAGGGAAGUUUCUUAAUAUUUAAUGUUUUAUUAUGUUUUUAUAUAUGUUGGAAGCCACCCAGCGUGGCUGGGGCUACCCAGUCAGAUGGGAGGGGUAUUCAUAAUAAAAUUACUGUUUAUUAUUAUUAUUAUUAUUAUUAUUAUUAUUAUUAUUAUUUAGGAUGUCCCUAUUUUCAUUGGAGAAAUGUUGGAGGGUAUGCAUUCACAGAUCUUGUGCACAUUUACCUCUGAGUAAAUAGCUGGGACACAGGGUGGUGGUGGUUGUUUAGAUCUGGUGACACAUUUCACAAGGAUGCUCAAAACCCCCACAUACAUAUGUCCUCGAAGAGCUUCCAAGACAAUGGCCAAACAUCCUCCAACAACAGGGGAAUAGCCUGCUUAAUACUGUCUCCUAGGCAUCCUGCCUUGCCUUCCCUGCCCAGCCAAUGGGGAUCCGAGGGAUGGAACCAGCCAUGAUGCCUGGGUAAUGCUUCCUCUUGCCCUGUAAGCUGCUAGCAUAGACCACAGCUGUAAAUCUCACAGAACGAAGUUGAUGCCCAUAUACAGUGGUACCUCGGGUUAAGAAAUUAAUUCGUUCUGGAGGUCUGUUCUUAACCUGAAACUGUUCUUAACCUGACGCACAACUUUAGCUAAUGGGGCCUCCUGAUGCCACUGCACGAUUUCUGUUCUCAUCCUGAAGCAAAGUUCUUAACCCGAGGUACUAUUUCUGGGUUAGCGGAGUCUGUAACCUGAAGCGUAUGUAACCCGAGGUACCACUGUAGUGGCAAUGAAACAGAAAGGUGAAUCAGUGCUCCAUGUUCAAAGAGGCAUGAGACACAUUCACAUAGUACAUUCAAGGCUCAUGGCUUCCCGCAAAGAAUCCUGGGAGUCUACUCCCUCACAGACCUACAGCACCCUUUACAAACCAAAGCUUCCAGGAUUCCCUGGGAGAAACCACGUGCAUUUAAAUGUAUGAUGUGGAUGUGUACCUCGGGUUACAGACGCUUCAGGUUACAGACGCUUCAGGUUACAGACUCCGCUAACCCAGAAAUAGUACCUCGGGUUAAGAACUUUGCUUCAGGAUGAGAACAGAAAUCACGCAGCAGUGGCAGCGGGAGGCCCCAUUAGCUAAAGUGGUGCUUCAGGUUAAGAACAGUUUCAGGUUAAGAAUGGACCUCCGGAACGAAUUACGUUCUUAACCCGGGGUACCACUGUACCUUGCAUUUGAUGAAAAUUAUCCCAAGUAAUUAGCAAAGAUGCACAAAAGGCCCACUUCAUCUAGCCGCACUUCCUUCCAAAAAAUGUGUGCAUGGUUUUCAUUUAAUUGCCCUGUGGCAAUAAUCCAGGCACAUUUACUUGGGAGUAAUUCCAUUAGGCUGUAGUAGGACUGAGGAUCAGGCUGCAAACCACCUAGAUUUUUUAUGGUACCUUCCCUUAGAGAGAGAGAAAAAAGGUCCUGUGGUUCCCCCUGUUUUUGUACAGCUCCUAGCACAAUGGGCUGGGUCUCUGGGCUGUAUGAUAAAAACUAAUUAUAGUAAUAUGAUUAAAGACCAUCUUUCCACUAUUGAGGGGGAUGGGAAGAGAAUACCCCGGUGGCCAAGUUUUAUUCAUGCUUAUUAGUCUUGCUUGUUUUGUAAAUGUAAUUAAAAAAUUAAAUCCCUUAAAAAUAAGCACGUAGAAUAGAUGAAGACAAGAAAAGUGUGUGUAUACGGUAUAUGUGUGUGCGUGUGUGCCCGCGCGCCUGUUCGCACCCCUGCGCGCGCAUAAAGGAGUAAUUUAAACGAAGAGGAAAAACAGACUGGAACCGCUGAGUUCAGAUGCAUUAUGGCACUGGAACUUCCAUAAAGUUCAGAGGUUUUGGAUUUCCGUGUUCUGAGACUGCCCGUAAAAUAAAAUUUAAAAAAACGAAAAAGCUCUAAAAGACAACAGACCCAGACUUCAUAAGGGGACUGAGUGUAGUGGGGGAAGGGAGAUGGAUUGGCCCGAAACCUGCACGCCAGAUCCAAUCUCUAAUUAGAACCUUUUGUCUAAAGUCUUUUCUAAAGCAUUCCGUGUCUGUUUAAUAUUUAACAUAUGGGGGGUGGGGGAACAGAGUUUUGUUGGUGUGCCAGUUAUAUUACAAUCAGAUAUUGUUUAGUUAAGAUGCAGAAUAAAAAAGAAAGGAAAAGGAAAAGGCCAAUUUUCUUCUAACAUGAAACUUUAAAGAAGAAGAAAAGGCGGGGGGGGGAAGCGCGCGGGAGUGUGGUGGGGUGGGGGACUUUACCGCAAAAUGAUAUCACAGUCUUGCACUACUAAAGUUGAUCAUUCCAUCCUCCCUCCUCUCCCCGCCCCCCCCCCCGCGCCGCCCGCCCCCUCUCCAAAAGAGCAAUACAGCAGUUGCUCUGCAUUGUAUGGGAAAAUAAAAGGAAGAGAGUUCAAACAGCAAUUGAUAUUUAUCUCAUGGGGUGAAGGAGGGGCGGUGUGUUGGAGGUGUGUGUGUGGGGGGGGAAAGGAUAGUUUGCAAAGAAAGGGCUAAGUUGAUUGAGCAACGAACGGGUUAAAGUCAAGGGAGUGUAGCUGGCAGAACCGGGAGGAGGGAAUGUUGCCUGUCCCUUUAAGGUUCCUGCAGCACUGAGAGAAUUGCAGGGAUAAUACGAUUGGGGCGGCAGGAUCACUUACUUCUGACGUUCCAAAGCCUGGGGGAGUUGGCUAGAGAUUGUUUCCCUUUGAUAAGGUCCUGGCAACUUGGUAGCAACUCAAGAAGCAAUAAUAAUAAUAAUAAUAAUAAUCUAAGCGCUUCGGAGUAAAAUAAAAAAGAAAGAAAGAAAAACCAUCCAAAGUGUGGGGGAAUAAUUAGUCCCUGUAGCUGCCGAGCAAUGCCAGUACGUAAUGCCGGUUGAUCUUGCGAUAGUAAGAACUGUAUACCUUUACAGAUGCACACACACAGAGAUAGAGACACGCACAUACAUAUAUUUUAUUUUAUUUUAAGGCGGAAGGUGUUGCCGGAAAAAAAGGACGCUUAUCUCCCUUACAGGACCGUUCUCUCGGUUGUUCACUUUGAUGUGCACAGUUAAACCCACAGCUCAGUGUUUGUUGGAAUAGCCCGGAGGACAUUUGGUGCAUGGAAUGACUGCUUGAAACAGGACCUGAGUUGAAAGAAGGGGGGCGGGUGGGGGGUCAGGAGAAGUGGGGGAGGGAUCAGGUCUUUUGAUAUAUAUAUAUAUAUUUAUUUUUUCCCCUCUCCCUUUUCCUUUUGGCUUAAAGAAGAAGCGGGGCGUGAAGGAAGGGAGAGGAUCAUGCUGAAACUCCUCUCUCCCUCUCUCCGCUGAUACGUUUCGCGUGCAAUGUCCUGCUCUCUCUCUCUCUCCCCCUCCGCUCCCCCCCCCUUUUAAACUCUCAGAUGCUAUUAUGAAGCAUGAGAGGAGGCGGGUGAUGAAAAUAUAGGGGGAAUCGGCGCAACGCUGCGGAUUACUUUUCUUCAUUCUGUAAAGGGAGAGAGAGAGAGAGAAGGGGGGGUGGGAAGGCUAAAGGAGGUGGGUUUUUUUUUUAAAGGAAGUACCGAGCGCCCGUUUACGGAGGGGGCGGGAAAAGAAAAAGAGAAGGAGAAGAGAGAAGGGAAAAAGGACCCACUAAAAACUACUGGAUCAAUGGUAAGUUGCACAAGAAUGUACGCGAUUCCCCAGCUGCUUGCUUGCCUGUUUCUCUAUCCCCCCCCCCCCGCGCGCCCGCUUUCUCCCGAUCGCUUUGAUGUCCUCUUGGCUUGAGCUUUGAAGUUGUUAAGGAAAGCUAUUUAUGCGUUAGUUAUGAGCAGGCAGGGCUCGGUUGAGGCGAUAGGCGAGGGUUUUGUACGCGAACAAUAAUAAACAGCAGAGGUGUGUGUGUGUGUGUUGCGUUUGUGUGUGUUCGAGAGACGGGAGAGAUCUGGGGAAGGAGUGGGGUCUUGCACAGGACAAGCCCCCCCCCCCACCUCCAACCAACGCACCCCAAUUGCAGAUAUCCCGGUAAGGUGUGUGCGUGGGUGUGGGGGGAAAGAAGGGUUCAUUUUCAGAUUUGGACUUUUCCGAUUGGGAAGGGAGGUCGAGAUCAAGGAUGUGCAUUUCUUUAUGUGCCGGGGAGGCAGGGAUGCAGCGAGGAUGCGAGGACUCCCUGCCUCUUCUCCCUCCCCCCCCCAACUCUUCCUUUACACCCCUCCCACUUCUCUCGGCACCCCCUGCGAACUCCAAAGAGGCGCUGCAGGCUUACUUAGGGGUCAGUUGUUGCACAGGGCUCGGAGAAAGCAACUGGCUUAAGACUUCUCUUCCCCCCCUGCUCUACCCACCUUCACCUUCCCAAUUCCUCUUCUCGGUUCCUGAGAUCUCUCGGCCUUUCCACCCCCCUCUCCCCUCCAGUCAGUCGCCAUUUCUGGAGGGUUACUUACCACCCCCCUCUUUUAUUUUUACCCCCCUCUUAAGGGUUGCAUUUUAGCAGCUCGCUGGACUACAAUGUCUUCUUUUAAAUCCUCCCCCCACCAGUCGCCCUCUUACUCGCUCACUCUCUUUGAUGGGGGGAGCCGGAGAAUAUAACAGCCGGGCUUGGAAUUUCUGCACGCGUUCAGGUACAUUACAGGAGAGAGGGGGAAAAUACUUUCUUGGCAGUAGUUUGUAUUUGUUUGUUGUAAAGGCAAGCAGGCGUUUAAAAUCUCCACUCCUGUCGUGAGGUGGUGGUGUGGAGAAAUGUCAUUUUAUGAGUAGUUCUGAACUCUUCACAUAACUUCAUAAACCAACUUUUUAAAAUUGGAUGUUGGUUGGUUUUGUGUAUGUGUGUGUGUUUAAAUAAACUGGUUGAAGUCUUUGCAAUCCCAUUUUCUCCCGAGUGAACUAAGGAAGGAUGUUUGGAAGAAGCCACAAAACUUCUCAAGAUCUUAUUAAUCCAUCUUUAAUGGUGGAAACUGGCUAAGUUUGAGAAGAAAAAGUGCAUGACAACCCGAGCAAGGGAGGUGGUGGUGGUGGUGGGGAGGGAGAAUUGGAAUCCUUUGCUUCCAAGUGGUUGGAAGUUUUUAAACAUGUGGAUGUCUUUAACAUGUGAAUGGUAUAACUUAAGCAAGUCCAUGAGAUGCCUUUGAAGGCUGUAGGCAACUGAUCAGAAAUGAGUCAGACAGACCUAGUUUUUAAACUAAAACACUACUGUGGUCAAGAUUCUCCCCCCCCCCAUUUUCUUUUAAACACUUUCUCAAUAUGCCAUUUGUUUUUUUCAGAGGAGCAUCCAGCAUUGUGCUUAGAAGGGUUUCUGGUGAUCAUAAUCUAAAUGUUUAAGGAGUUGAAGGGUUUUGGAGGAGGGGGGGGCAGAGAAAUGGAAACCAGAUGCUGAGGAAAGCACGUUUUGUUCUUUGCUUUGAGUUAUCUACUGAAGAAAGAGAGGGAGGCAAAAUUUUGAAGGAUGUGUGUGUGUGUGUGUGUGUGUGUGUGUGUGUGUGUGUGCUUGCACACAAAAUAGGUUUAACAACACAAGGGAUCCAGUAUUGUUCCUGGGACUUCUCAGAUGUUAUCAUUAGUAGGAGGGAAAGGUUCACAGGGGGGUUUCUUUUCUUUUCUUUUGCGUGUUUUGAUUUUAUAGGCAAUGCAAUAAUUAAGACUUCAUUUUUGUUUUUGCCUCCGCCCCCACUCCUUUUGCUCCCUCCACACCAAAGUUAAAAGUGUGCCCAGAGUUCAAUCUUCCUCUUUGAAAAGCGUAUCUGAUACUUUUGAUUAGCACUGCAGAUAGCUGCGGUUGCCUCUUUAUUUUAAUGUGAGGAGUUGAAAAGCCUGUUUACUUUUUGUCUUUGAUGUUGGGUGGAUCUGGUUUUGAUUAGAUCAAUACUCCCCCCCCUCUUUCUUUUCCUUUUUUUUCCCUUCAAGAGAGAAGACUCUGAAGAAUCCCCUGCUGACUUGAGGAAGAAAAGAGAGAGGGAGAGAGACAACACACAUACAGAUUACUGAGGAACUUAAAAAGAAAAAGUCCUGCCAGAAGGGACUCCCGGAACCAUGAGCAGCGCAGCAUUGCUGACUCACCUCCCAGACCCCAGCAGCAGCUUCAGAGAAGAUGCCCCACGCCCCCCUGUACCAGGGGAAGAAGGAGAGACACCAUGCCACCUGGCUGCCACUUUGUUUGCCAUGAAAAACCAAAGCUUCAAGGCCAUGUCAGUUUCUUCCACGCCAAGGAGAAAUGAAGAUGGCCUUGGGGAGCCAGAAGGCAGCGCAUUCCCAGACUCUCCUCUAGCACGAUGGACCAAAUCCUUGCAUUCCUUACUGGGGGAUCAAGAUGGUGCCUAUCUCUUCCGGACCUUCCUGGAAAGAGAAAAAUGUGUGGAUACUUUGGACUUCUGGUUUGCCUGCAAUGGCUUCAGGCAGAUGGACCUUAAGGAUACCAAAACUUUACGAGUAGCCAAAGCUAUAUACAAACGGUACAUUGAGAACAACAGCAUUGUCUCCAAACAGCUCAAGCCUGCCACUAAGACCUACAUAAGGGAUAAUAUCAAGAAGCAGCAGAUCGAUUCUAUAAUGUUUGAUCAGGCACAGACUGAGAUUCAGACAGUGAUGGAGGAAAAUGCUUACCAGAUGUUUUUAACUUCUGAUAUAUACCUCGAAUAUGUAAGGAGUGGGGGAGAAAAUCCUGCUUACAUUAACAGCAAUGGACUGGGGAGCUUAAAAGUUGACUGUGGCUAUCUCCCUACCUUGAAUGAAGAAGAGGAGUGGAGCUGUGCAGACUUUAAGAACAAACUUUUGCCAUCCGUGCUAGGGCUAUCCAGUAAGGCAUUGAGGGCUACAGCAAGUGUCCGGGCUACAGAAACUGUGGAGAAUGGGUUCAGGUAAGAUAACUUGCUUUGAAUGACUUUUUGAGAGUCUGUUGCUCCUUUAAACAAAUCUUGCAAAGUGGGUAUAUGUGCACAUGCUUGUCCUUUGGAGUAGAUUUUGGCAAAGAUACUUUUUUUUUUUUAAUGAACCUUAACAACUUGGCAUUUAUUUCUGGCUUGGUGGGGAGGGCUGUCUUUCUCCAUAAUAAAGAAAGCAGUACAUUGUGGUUCUUAAGACCCACCAGUUCCUAAAGCUCUCUUAGACAUCAAAAAAGAACUUCAAAGCGACUCUUGUUCUUUGAGACAUGCGUUAAUUGUUACCACUUUAAACCACAUUAAGAGGAGCUGGGAAGAGCACCAUCUAGGCAUGUGAAUGAGUAAUGAAAUACUAGUUUGCCAGCUUCAUCCUCAGCUAGUGUCGAAAUAUGUGGAUUACAUAUAGAAAAUGGGAAGCAAUUAUGUGAUGAUGGAACAAGAAAAUCCAUAUUAUUACUGCGGCAGCCCGUGUGACUGAACUUUGUAACUUACAAGGAGACAUGAAAUACAUGUAUUCUUGGAGAAUACCUUGUGUGGCUUGCUAUCGUGUCUUUAAGCCAAAGGAAAUCUGUUUGGCCAAUGAGAUGGCUUCAGGUAUGGGACAUUAGUGUUAGGGGCAGAAUUCCAACCACUGAGUAAAAGAGGUGUGUGCUCCAGGUAUAUAGGAACUGAGUUGGACCUUUAGUUUCUCAGGCUCAGAACUGUCUACAGUGACUGACAGUGGCUCUUCAGAGUUUCAGCCAGGAACUUUUCCUAGCCUGACCUGGAGAUGAACCUAGGCCUUUUAGCAUGCACUCUACCAUUGACUGACAGCCCUUCCUAGUUAAUGGAAUUCAAGCUGCAUUAAAAGGUGGUCCUAUUCCCAAUUCAGUACCCCAGGAGAGUGAUAUGAGACCCUUCUUUGGUGGCAUAGGCUGAUGAAAGUGGGCAAGACCAGUUUCUCACAAAAUGGCAACACCAGCGUAUUCUUUCUCUAUCUUAAUCGUGACAGAGUGGUAUAAUCUUCUGACACCUUAUUCUCUUUCUCCCCUCCCUUUCCCCUUCAUAAAUGGGAUUUGGUUGAACAAGGAUCUAUAGAGCAGAAGGACCUGCUCUCUCCCUCUCCCCUCUGUUCUGUGUAUUCUCUCUCUUGCUUUGGGAGUUUCUUUCUCAGUCUGGUAAGUAUUUGACAUCUGGUUUACAGGAAUUUUUGUGAGUGUUUCUGUGAUUCAUGGGACAUCAAAGGGCUUCAGGCAUCUCUUCUGUUUUCAGCUUGUUUCAACUAUGGCCUGCCUCUAAGAGGAGGGUUCUUGAAUUGCAUCUGUUGUGUUUCUAGCUUGCAGCAGUGUUUAUGGUCUUUUCCAGCAAUAGGGUUGGAAAGGCAGCUGGUUCUAAUUUGGCUUUCACUCACACCAGGGCAAAUCUGCGGGGGCUCCAGAUAGGCGAGGGGCUUCUUCUAGUUCUUGGCUGUACAAAUGGCAUCAGUGUGUGUUACCCGUUUGUUUUAAUCUCUGUGGAGGUAUAUGCUUGCUCAAGCCUCUGUUUGCCCCAGUAUCUUUCUGUGGUAAAGGCAAGUUUUCAAGUUUGAAGCCCUAGCAAGCCAAUUUUCUUUCACAACCUCUGAACUGUACCAGUUGCAUGAGCCUGACAACCAUAUUUGCUGUUGCCCGGAUCAAACAGUGUUUAUAUGUGCAUGUGUAUAUGUGGUGGUGGGGGGUUUUGUGUGUGUGUACACACACACACACCCCUGCACACACCUAACACUCUCCCCAAGUUGAGAUGACACUGUAGAAGGCAUUGGCAUGUCUAAACUCUGUUGACACUGAGGUGGCAGAAGGCAUGGAGCUAUUAAUGUCAGUGCCACUCUGAAAAACACCAAGCAGGUAACUUUCUGUUCAGGUGAGGAAACUUCAUUUGAACCUUCAGCCCACCCAAUUCAUGCAUGCUUUUGAUUAGGCAUAUAUUGAUGGAGCUGGAUAGCUCCGCUGGUUGAAGCAUGGUGCUGAUAAUGCCAAGGUUGCAAGUUCGAUCCCUGUAUGGGGCAACUGCAUUGUAGGGGGUUGGACUAGAGGAUCCUUGGGGUCCCUUCCAACUCUACAAUUCUAUGGUUUUAUGCUGAAAACCUUCCUUUUAAGCAGAUAUGUACUUUGUGCUGCGCUGUUCUCCAAAAAGGCAAGAAGUUGCUUCUCCUUUUUUUUUGGUCUCCUUGACUGGAUUCUUGUAUGUAACUGAACUGAGAGCUUGGGCUUGAACCCGGGUUCCAGUUCCACUGCUGCCUGCCAUGGACACUUUGUGUGGUCUUUGGCAAGUCGGUAGGUCUCAGACUCAGUUCCUUGACUGGAUUCUUGUAUGUAACUGAACUGAGAGCUUGGGCUUGAACCCGGGUUCCAGUUCCACUGCUGCCUGCCAUGGACACUUUGUGUGGUCUUUGGCAAGUCGGUAGGACUCAGACUCAGUUCCUCAGCUAUGAAAUGGGAAUAAUAUCCCAUAGGGGAGGGGAGGCAUGGUCUCAGUAAAGGCUGCCAAGUCCUUUGCCAGUUAGAGGUGCUGCUCUUAGCAAUUUCUGGACUAGAAUCUCAUUGUUGUUACCAAAGGGAACUAGCUGAGAAGCCUUUCCCCCCAAGCCAGUGGUCACCAGACAUUGCUUCUCCUCCUGUCUCAAAGAUAUUAAAGUCCAGUAGUUUUCUCAGCUUGUGGAUGAGUUGCUGUUAUUUGCCUAGUCUGCUAGCAGUUGACAGGUGAAUCCCCUUUCCCCUUGGCUGGUGUCUGCAAUGUGUCUUCAUCUUUCCGGACCUGUAGGUAACCAAACUUUUUAAAAAAAUAUUAAUUGGAGGUUGUUUUAGCAUGUAAGCUUUAAUGAGGAGUGUGAAGCCUAUUUGUCUCCCUCCCCUGGCUGUUUUCUGCUCCUAGGUUAGGUGUGGCGAACACACUUUCUUUACCCCAAUCACAUCCUCAUGCUGUAUGUGUUAUAAGGUAUUUUUAUGAAUUUGGGAUUUCCCCGAGUCAAAACAAACACUUCGGACUUGGUUUAGGUGUCUUCCCCUCUUUCUCAGGGCUGCUUUGUGUAUUAAUUGCUUCCUUGGAAUGAGGAUCUUGAUGCUCUUCCACUUUGGGCAGUUCAGUGCAACAAAAGUGAAAUUGAAAUUUUUUUUUGUUUACAUUGGAUUCUGAAUGUAUCACACAAAAGUUAAUGUGCACAAAACUGCCCUCUUACGGCACACUCAUAUAUCAUAGCAGCCAAUAAGGUAGCCUCUCUGCUGUUAAGUUUUCUCUUGUAAAGUUAGUGAAGCUCGCCUUCCCACCACAUGGGGCUAUAGCUAGCAGAUGGCCCACUUUUGCAGAUUGGCACUUAUUUGUGGGGGAUGGUGUUGGAACCGAGAUGGCUUCAGUUAUCAUAAUAAAAUUAAGCCAGGAGGGGAGAAAGACAAAUGUGUACAUGUGUGUGUGCUUGCACACACCAAGCAAUUGGGUUUUUGUUUUGUUUUGUUUUUUUGGCAAAGUAGUGUGAUGAAAGCUACAUAUUUGCUUCCCCUGAAAAUUAUAAACACAAUGUUUCUGACCAAAAACCAUUUGCCAGACAAUGUGGCUGCAGAUUCACAUGAUGUUUUCUCAACAGCAGUGAGAGCAAUCCAGAGCUUUCUUCAUAUACCUCUGAUAACCCACCUGAACACCUGUGGAAUGCCAACUGCAGUGCAGCAAAGCUUAGCUUCCUAAUUUACAAGGCUCCCUGUAUAGACUUUCCAUUACUCUGGUUGAAAAACCAAGAUCUGAGGCUACUUAUAAGGCUAGAGGCUAAUCACAGAGGAGAAAACAGCUGUGCUGUUCAGGGUGUUGUUGGGUUUUUGGGGGGUUUUCUUGCAGGGCUACCCACAAAAGACACCUGGAAAGAUAAGUUCUGUGUGCUUUGUCUAUGACACAGGCCUGCUCCCCAACACAGCACAGGGAGUAACAAACAAGUACCAUUUUUAUCAGUAUAAGUGGUAGUAGUUUGAGAAACUUGAGACAUUCUCCUUGAAGCUGAAGGGGAACUGCUACAUGAUUGUGGAAAACAUUUGUCAGUACUGUGUCCUGUGGAGGCACUUUUUUUGAGAGAGAGAAAAAGAGAGUCCAUGUAGAAAUUUACACCGGAGACUCUGCUUCACACAGGAAUUAAAACUCCUUUAAGGCAGCUUGAUAGCAUCUGGCUACAAUUAAGUUUGUAGUGUGGUCAAGAUCUUUCUUUUUUUUUAAAAAAAAAGUGGCUAUGAAAACAUCCCUAAUUGGUUUACUUAAUGUAUGUGGGGAUUUUCUGUACAGAUCUGUUUUAACUGGGCAAACUGUGAUAUUUUUUUUUUAAAUAAAAAGAAAUUUAUUGUUUAAUGAUAUGAUUGUAUAAGUUCUGAGGAGUGGGGGAAUGGCAUUUUGCUAGCUAAAUGUCUUGGUAAUUUCUUGUGCUUUGAGUUUCUGCUGACUAGUUUAAGGUGAUUUAUAGAUCCGUUGAACUUUGGAGCAGGACUUUUCCAAAAGUUCGGCAUAGCUUAGGAAGUUGAGCUCUUCCAAAAAGAUUUUGGAGAUUCUCUCUCUCUCUCUCUCUCUCUCUCUCUCUCUCUCUCUCUCUCUCAAGUGGCUGCCUUACAGUAUGGAAGAGCUUCCCCUUAACCUUCCCAUAGGGAUGACAUGUAAACAUAAACUAACAGGCGGCACGAUUAAGGACGUAGCAGCAUGACAUGCACUUUAAAAGGAAGGUCUGUAGGAUCCACUUAAGGAGCAGGCUUGGUUCUGUACAGAUGGUGAGCAUCUUGCAACCAGAUACCUUACAACAAUAAGCCCUAAUGGGCCUGCGUUUUGUUAGAGCAGGACAUGAAGCUGUUUCAAGGACAGUAAUAAAAAGUAAAGCCUUUAUCCUUCCCCCACUCCCACCCCACUUCCUUGAAAGACCAAAAAAAAAACCCCAAUAGCUGCCUUAAGAAUGUCACGGGAACUUUACAAACAUAGAUAAGUUUUUGUUUUUUAAAGGUACAACAUUUGGAUCCUGCUUCCCCUUGCUUUCUCCCCCCCCCCCUUUUGCAGAGUAACUUUCAACUGGAAACAUGUGGGGUUGAUCUGUCUUGAAGAUCUGAAGGAUCUGAUUUUCCCCCCCUACCGUCUUCUGUCACUCUUUGGUUAUCUCCCAUUCUUUCUUUCUUUUCUUUUCUCUUCCCCGCUCCCUUCCUUCAUCUUUUGAAUGUCUUGAUCUUCCCACUGAAAUAUCUUUGUGUGCUUUGGGAAAGAAUGUGUUCCCAGCUGCGCUUAAAUACCUGAGUCUUUUGCAGCGAGGCCUCCUGCAAAGGUCAGCUUGAGAUGUGGAGGCCUAGAACUUCAGUCAUGCUGUUUGCCGUCAUAACUUGAAGAGGGCUGUCUGUCUGUCUCUCCCUCCAUCUCUCUCUCUCUCUCUCUCUCUCUCUCCCCUUCCCAAGCCCCUUUCUUUGCUUAAGCCUUCGCAAGGGCUCAUGUUUUCCCCUUGCCAGUGAAAUGGAGGAAUGCAACACAGCAGGAGGGGAGUUAAGGGGAGGGUGGGAGGACUUGUUUGUGAGAGAACUGAGUGAAGACUACUACUGAAGAGGUCGAAAGUGGGUAACCGGGGCAAAUGGAAACAAAGGGACCAGAAUACUACUACUAGGGGAAGUGCUGCUUUUCAUUAAGACUACCAGGCUGCUCACUUAACUCAGGCCUGAUGCCUCCUCCGAUCUCAUUGCAAGUGGCUUGGUGAUUUUUUUUUUUUUAAAAACCCCCCAAAAGUUUCUCUCUUUUAUGUUUAGGCCUUAAAGAAAGACUUCCCUUCCCUCUCUCCCUCCCUCACUCCACCCUGCGCCUCCCAAGUUGCUCACAAGUGACUCCAAUUUUGAGCAAGUGACUGUCUUAGAAUUGAACAAACAGCAGGCCAUGGGAGCCUGAGCGGAUCGGGGUUGCCAAGCUGAAUUUCUUCAGAAUGAGGGAUGUGGUCUGCCUCUGUGAUGUCUCUUCUGUGGAAUGUUAUGGAAGUGGUCGAAUAAGGGGUGUCCCUUUUUAAUGUUCUGUAGAGCAGGCAUCUGGAGUAAGGGGUGAUGGCUUGAAAUGAGGAACAUCUGGCAAACUUAGUCUGGAUUCCAGGCGUUUGGAUUCUGUGUGCUUAAAGGUGGUGCUGUCUAUAUAAACAAGGCCUUCUUAAAACGUUUGGCUGAGAGCAGUGAUCGCAAUCCUGUAAAUGUUUUGUCAAUCCCUAAUUUAGUCUUUAAUAGUCCAUGGUGAUUAGGGUACAGAAUAUAAAACACAGGUGUCCAUCCCUAUUGGUCUCCCUUUGCCAAACUGAUGCCCUCCAGAUGUUUGGGACUCCUUGCUCCUUUCUUCCUCAGGCACCAUGGUUGUGAUGGCUGAUGGGAGUUGUAGUCCAAAACAUCUGGAAGGUAGCAGGUUGGCAAAGGCUGCCCCAUAAAUUGUUAUGUUGCUGCCUUGUUUGUCCUACAUAAUGGCUCCCUUUAUUGGACCAACUUGGUGGGGAUACAAAACUGAAAUUUACUCCCCUCUGUGAUUUGGAUUGGAAAAGAUUGCUCUUCACCUAUUAUCCCCUUAUUAUCGCUUUACCAAUGGAGAGCUCUCUGUAUAUAGGGCCACACUUUCUUUUGCAGCAUCCUCUGAAAUAAGAUGUCAGUCGAACCAUUUUGAGAUAAGACCAUCUGUAGAAGUUAUAUUUGUUAAUUUGACAUGCUUGGGGACCUUUUGAAUCCAGAGCUGAAAAUGACCUGAAAAUACUGCGGGCACUUAAUAAUAUUUACCACUUUUUUCUUAAGCACUUCACCCUAACUCAGAGUUUCCCAAACUUGGGUCUCCAGCUGUUUUUGGAAUACAGUUCCCAUCACCCUUGGUUCUACUAGCUAGGAAUGAUCGGAGUUGUAGUCCAAAAACAGCUGGAGACCCAAGUUUGGGAAACUUUGCUCUAGCCCAGGCAUAGGCAAACUUUGCCUUCCAGAUGUUUUGGGACUACAACUCCCAUCACCCCUAGCUAACAGGAGCAAUGGUCAGGGAUGAUGGGAGUUGUAGUCCCAAAACAUCUGGAGGGCUGAGUUUGCCUAUGCCUGCUCUAGCUAUUACAACUGUCUUGUGCUGCUGGCACAGAUUUGAGGCAGAGAGAGAAAAGAAAGAAAGAAAGAAAGAAAGAAAGAAAGAAAGAAAAUAUGCUUUUAAGGCCACUUGAUGAGUGCAUGGUAAAGAUUCAGUUUCAGGGCAUUCAGCUGCUGUUCUUAGCUGCCUGGCCCUAGCUCACUUGUCUAAAAUCUUGCAUUGCCCUUUUCUGUAGAUCUUAGAUUCCCACUCCCAUUAGCCCCAUCAUUCAUAGCUAAUGGUCAAGGAUAAUGGGAAUUGUAGUCCGGCAGCUUAUGGAGGACCACAUUUCCCCCAUCCUUGCUGCAGAUGGACCAGGAAUAACAAUGAACAUGUAUUUGGGUUUAAGACACAUUGGUGUGGGAAAGUAGGAGUUGAGUGUUUUUGUGAGGAGAUCCUAGCCCAAUUCGAAAUGUUAGGGAGUAGAACAAACCUAGAAAGGAACUUGUCAAAAUGUUCAUGAUAGGCCCCGCGUGAUCACUAAGGCUCCAAUCUUAUUCCUACUUACCUGUGAGUAAGCAUCCUUGAACUCACUUACUUUUUGACAGGCACGUGUAGGAUUGUGAAAACUGUAAAAGUGUUGAUGGCUAGAGUGUUGUGGCAGGACAGUUUUCUCUCUACCACAUGGAGACCUUGGUAGUUGUUUCUGAAUCUCAGUUUGUUAUGUGGGAGUGUUCGAGACAAGCUGGAUCUGUUCACAAUAUUGCCUUCCUUGUGAGUCUUGGCACUAGUCUGGUAUAUUGGACUAAAAGCAAGGAGGUUUGGGUCUAAGUCCCCACUCAAGAAUGAAGCUCACUGGUGACCUAGGACUGGCCUCUAUCCUUCCUUGUUGUGAGGUUAGACCAUGGUGCUGAUAACGCCAAUAUUGCAGGUUUGAUCCCCAUAUGGAACAGCUGCAUAUUCCUUUGUUGGACCAGAUGAUCUUCAGCAUCCCUUCAAACUCUACAGUUCUGUGAUCCCUCAGUCUAACCCAGGCUUCCUCAACCUCGGCCCUCCAGAUGUUUUGAGACUACAAUUCCUAUCAUCCCUGACCACUGGUCCUGCUAGCUAGGGAUCAUGGGAGAUGUAGCCAAAAACAUCUGGAGGGCCGAGGAAGCCUGGUCUAACCUGCUUCAUAAGGUUGUUGUGAGGAUAAAAUAGUGAUGGAGGAUGUAUGCUGCCUCUUCUCUUUGGUGGAACAACAGGAGAAAACAUGAUACUUUUUUGUGUGGUGCCAUAACAAGGGAUUUCAUGAAUCCACCAUUUUAAAACUGUAUGACAGCUGAUGGCUUUAAAAUACUCAGUGACUUUGUAGAUCAUGAAUGGGGAACCUUUGGCUCCCAAAUGUUGCUGUUCUUCAACUCCUGUCAGCCCCAGCCGGCAUGGCCAAUGGUCAUAGAUGAUGGGAGUUGUAGUCCAUCAACACCUGGAGAUUCACCAUGUUUGCCACCCCAAUGUACACAAACAACUUGCUUUGCUUCCAUUCCAUCUACACAGCACAAUGAAAGCUAUUAUACCCAAAUGGGUAUGCUGUGAACACAAACCUACACAGGUAAACAAGGAUUUAGUAGCAUGGGUUUAUUUCUCCUAUAUAUUACAGAUACUUCUGGCAGAUCACAUGCUGGUUAGCCAGCUGUUUAUGGUGGAUGGAAAAUGAAGGCCGUGAUCCUAAACACUUCUUAUUUAUAAGCGGUCCAUUGAAAUUGACUGAGUUACUUCCAAGCAUUGAGAAUAUUAGUCAUUUAGUUAGUCUUGUGUGCACAUAUAUAACUUAGCUCAUUGCUCUUUGGCUUUUUUAUGUGUGUAUUUCCUGAGUUCAUGGAAGAGUAACUGAGCUUUCACUUUUUGCUUGUCUCUAGGUCCUUUAAGAGGAACGAUCCUGUUAACCCUUACCAUGUGAACUCUGGCUAUGUCUUUGCUCCUGCCACCAGUGCAAAUGAUAGCGAAAUAUCUAGUGAUGCUCUGACUGAUGACUCCAUGUCUAUGACGGACAGUAGCGUGUAAGUAUUUCCCUUGGUUGAAUUUUUUGAAAAACUGUUGGUUCUUAAAAGAAUCCUACCUGACCAUGAUCUCUGCUUUAAUUUUCUGUUUAAAAUUUUGCUACCCAGUUAUAUUUCUGAUGGAUUCUUUACCCACCAUAUUGCCAUAAACUAGGAGUAUGGUUUGAGCACAGUGUGUAUGCCUUUGACGCAAUGGUAGGAAAUGACUCUCUCAUUUCCAUCACUUUGCAGGUAUUCUCACCCAACUCUCAGGUGAACAACCUUGUUCUCCCAGUAGGACUAGAAAUCCAGCCUCUUACCCAUGGGAUGUAUCCAUAAUCGUCCCCAUAGCCACAAUUUUGCCCCAGCCCUUGUUUUUUUUAGGACUAGGUGUAGUCUUAUUAUCUAAUUAACAGUCGUAAAAAAAGGAAUUUGCUUCCUCUAGGCGGUGCUUUCUGAGGUUAGCUGCUGAACUUAGGAGCGAUGCUCUAUUGACCCAAAGAGUCAACAGCCUUCUUGGGCUGAACCUGGCUGACUUUACUUCUGUAAGAGGGUGGAGGCUGUUUGGAAUGUGAUGACAAUUAUUCCUUAGUCUCUGGGAGAAGGAUGGGAGGAACAAUCUGUGCUGUAAAAUUUGUGGUCUUCUACAGAGAAGGAAAUGGGAAGAAGUUUUCUGUUGUAAUCUGCUUUAGCCAUACAACUAUGUACAAGGGCAACUACGUACAUUGUCAAUGGUUUCUCUCUCCCACCUCUACUUCAUGUUGCAUUCCUCUUCCUGCUGCUGGGUAGAGAGAUUGGACUUCAUUGCUAAAUAUCCCAAAGUGCUGUGAGGAUAGGGGAGCAUAUUCUUUAUUUCCAGUGGAAGGAACGCUUUUUGGAGGCAGGUUGGGGUUGGGGAGUGCAAAGUAGCCUGGUUUUAACUUAGCAUUGAUAUACAUAUGCACACAAACACACACACAAUUCCCAAGGUCUUAACUUGAAAUGCUUAGUUCUGCUUCCCAUGCAUGCACAUAUCUGGAAGCAAUUCCAACCCAAAACAGUAGGACUUAACUUGUGAGUAACAGGAUUGUACUGUUAGUGUACCCAUGGUGGUUUGGAAACCUUGAAGGUGGAAGGAAACGCUUCGCAAUUCCUUGUAAUCCUUUUGGUGGCAGGGGAAGAAUAUGCACUUUUUAAAAUAAAAAAGUCUCUAGAUAUAAAAUAGUGCAGACUUGCUUAUCCACCCUCCUUCUAGUAUGUGUGCAGUACUUUUUUUUUUUAAUGGUUUUAUGGAAGAAGAAGAAACCCAUUCCUGCCUUACCCCGCUUUCUCGUUGAACAACAUCGGCCUUGCAUUUUCUUAAAAAGCUGCAUCACUAUUUUAUUUCUCUUUGCCAGCUGGGCUGCGGUUUGUAUAUGUGCUCAGUGUGUCAACAGAGCAUUCACUGGGUUAGUCAUUUCUGGACCAGUGUUGGGUCACUUGGGACGAGCAGGGCUAGGAUUAUACCCUCUCUUCACAGCAAUGCCAAUUGUGGGGCCUUCUACAGAUGAGAGCACUGAGUGAGAAAUAAAGUGCAUGCUGGAUGAAAGGCUUAACUGAAUCGCUUUCAGCCUAUUGUUAGUCUAGGGGAGCUUAGAGGGGAUAAGAGGGUAGCAGGCUGCUUUGAAAUUUACUUGAACAAGUGAAUAGGAGCUCCCCAUAAAGCCGGGCAUGAAAGGAGCCUGGCUGUUUUUUCCUGCCAUAACAAUAGCCAGUACAGGCUGUGAGGAGCAAGGGAAGCUUGCCUGAUUAAACUGCUGGGAGCUUCAAGAUAUGGGGAGUGGGGGUGUUGCGGAGGUGGUGGUGGUGCUGAGGCCGGAGGGGGGGGGCGGGGAGCCAACCUGGAUUUCAAUAGGGCCCAGAAUGGUUAUAUGGCUUUAGAGAGCAACCUGCAAAAACUCAAGGCAUUUAAGCAGUUCCUGCUGAAAACUGAUCCCAAACUCCCCCUCCCCAACCCUCUCGAAGCCUUUGGAAAGGUUUGAAUUUCCUGUGGUGUUGUCUCAAAACGACUGAGGAGUGUGUGUGUGUGUGUGUGUGUGAGAGAGAGAGAGAGAGAGAGAGAGAGAGAGGAGGAAAGUGGGACACACACUUUUUCCAGCUCUGUGGCGUCUCAGUGUUGUAAACUCCUAGAAGCAGAGCAUGCUGAUAGGCUUCAACAGCUGUUGCAAGCUGCGGUAACACUAGCACGUGUGCCAAGUUGUUUUUGCGUUUGAAUUUCCUUCCCUGCCAUGGGUGUAUGAAAGAGAAACUUGAGCAAAAGGGAGGAAAGCGGCCGCCUUCUUUUCUUUUCUUUUUGCUUUUGGAGGGGAGCGACGUUGGGAGAAAAGUGAAAUCAGCUGCUGUUGUGGUUCAUUUGUCACCUUUGAUGAUGUAGGGGCAUGGUUUCAUCGCACUUUUCCUGUAGCUUCUGUGCCAACAAAUUUGUGCAGCAAUGCACCACUCUACUGUGUGCGUGCAUGUGUGCAAUGGCUUUGGUGGGGUGCAAAUCAGACAACAGAACCCACAGACAUCUGAAAAGCCGGUAUGAUCUGGUCUCUUGUUUUCAUGGUGGUCCCCAGGUGGCAUUCCCAGCAAAGAAAAUGCACACAAUCCCUCUCCCCCCCCCCUUUUCCUGAACUUACAUUUAACCCAAAGGAUCAAUGUUGCGUUUUUGUUUAAUCUGCCCCUUUUUGGUGUUAGCCACAAAGCACCCAGGCAAAUUCACAUUUCCAUUUCUUGAUUGGAGGGAAGGGGUGAGGGAGGGAGGGAGAGACGAAAGGGGGACUUUUUAUUAUUUGGUUAUAUCUUAUUUAUGGAUUUACUUUGGACACAGGGGAAUACUGCUGAGCAAACUUCAAAUAUUACCUUAUCUUACAAACCAGGCUUUUGAUGUUGGCAAGAUCAGAGGCUCCGUUUCAGAGCCAUUGCCAAAUGAAGAUGGGAGUGAAUGCAUAUGCGCACAGAGUCUGAUAUUUCAAAAGAAGCAGUGAAACUACAUUCAGGUUAGGUCAGGCACAUCUAAGUCAAAAGGCUAAGAUAAUUGGCUCAGCUUAAAUGGCAGCUGACUGGAAAGAAGACUUCAAAACUAGUGUUUCCCCAGAAACAGAUUGGCUUAGUACCAGACUGGUUAGCUAAAAUGUUUAUAAUUAAACUGUGCUAUUCAGUGCCUAAAACUAUGCUGUUCUUCAGCCCAGAGUUGGAUUUAAAACACAUGCACACCAGGAAAUCUAGCACAAAUAUUGUGCUUCUGGAGAAGGGAGGGGGGUUGGAUUAACAUGGACAUCAGAAGUUGUAUCUUUUUUUUCGUUUUUCUUUUUAGGCAGCAGUAUUAAUUGUGCACCGGUUUUAGAUAGCAUUUUAUCCUAAAACACUUUAAAAUGUUUUCAGUUUUGUCGAGAUGCAUUCAGUCAGUGACCUUUGGUUUUUGUUGUUGGCUUAGAGUUGUGGCUGAUGUUGGUCCUACUCUGAGCAGGCUCACUGAAAUUAACAAACAUAACUAGCUUAGGUUUGCUAAUUUCAAUGGGUGUACUCUGAGCAUAACUUGGUUGGCAACAGCCCUUAGAUAUGUUCUUUCUGUAUCAGCUCUGGGUUCCGCUAAUCUUCUAAGGAACUAGCAUGGUAUCUAUGCGGUGAUGCUGUUUUAGCCUCACACCGACUCCUACAAUAUAUUUUAUCCUGAUAAAUUGAGACUUACCCAGAUGAGCUUCAUGGCUGGGCAGGACCUCGCUCAUUCAGGUCCAACACUUCUGUGCCAUUCUGACUCAGCUUGUAAAAAUGCUUUGCACAUUCUCUUUUUCUGUGAUCUUGCAGCUACCUUAUGAGGUGCAGCCGCCAAUGUUCCCAUUUUUUUAGAUGGCAGAGAGGCAGGCAGGCAGGCAGGCAGGCAGAAACUUGGCUAAGCCCACCCUGUGAACCUUUGGCUGAAAUAGGGCUUGAGCCAAAAAUAAAAGUCAAGAAUUCUCUCCCUUGUAACCUCACUUGAUCUUCUUGGCUACCCUUGUUGGACUUGAAAUUCAAGCACCAGCUGCCUGUCUUGUCUGUAUUUAAUGCAUUAUGGAUUCUUACUUUCCUUCAAUGCCCUUUCAUUUUAAAUACCCAAGCACCGGAGUUUAGGAAGCUUGUUUCAAGCCCUCGUUACGAUUCUCAGUUCUGUUUCUCAGGGCUGUUCAGUAACGCCACCCUUCUUUUUAAAAUGAGAUUCGCCAGCCCUUUCUAUUUAAUUGUAAUUAACAUCUCCCACCCCCCAUCCCCCGCAACCAAGAUAGCUGCUUGUUUGAGUGAGCCAAUUAAGAGGACACCCCCAUUUACCCAAAUUGUGGCGUUAGGGAGCACUCAAAACAUUCGGGCUAAUCAGGGAGGCCUCAGUGAAUGGGAGAGGAGUGUCACAUGGACACUUAGACUGCCGCUGUGCAUCAUGGUGGACUCGUAGUGAAUGUGUAUUGGUAAGUUUCCAUUUAGAGGACUUUCCUUAUCGCAAGGAAGAUGCUCCCUAAAUGAGACAAAAUAAAGCCAAGUAAGAAAAUGCCCAACUGUGGCAUGUCAAGCUUUUGGUGUUUCUAUCCUCAGAAUCUAUUUAAUAAAGCAUAGCAUAGGGGAAAAAGGCAGUUAGUGGAAGGGAAAGCAUUAUGUUUCCAUGUCCCCCCUGACUCACCAUUCCACCCCACCAGGUAGCAUUCAGUAACAACUGGACAUAUGAUGCUUUAUACCAGGCACCCCCAAAUUCCAGAUGUUUUGGGACUACAACUCCCAUCAUCCCUGACCACUGGUCCUGUUAGCUAGGGAUGAUGUGAGUUGUAGUCCCAAAACAUCUGGAGGGCCGAGUUUGCCUAUGCCUGCUUUAUACAGAGUGAAGCCCAGACUGGCAGCAGCUCUUCAUGGCUUCAGAGCUGCUGCCUGAGAUCAUUUAAAUGGAGUUGCUAGUGACUAAACACGGGACCUCAUACAGGCAAGGUGCAUGAUUUUCUAUGGAUCCCCAUGCACUGCUCAUUAUCUGACUUUGCUUGUGCUGCCACACUGCUAGGACUACCCAGUCCUAUCCCUACAAGUGGCUCUCAUUCAUCCCUUGUCCACUAUUUAUCUGUCAGGCUGUAGUGCAGGAGUGAGGAACCUUAGGGGGCUGCCAGAUGUUGCUGGCCUGCAACUCCCAUCAUCCCCAGUCACUGGCCAUGUUGGCUGGGGGCUGUUGGGAGAUGGGAGUCCCAACAGCAUCUCGACGGGCCACAGGUUUGUCACCUCUUGCUCCUUUACAUGGCAAGUUCUUUCUUGCAAAGAGAUCUGCCUCUGUGUGAAACUCUGUUGAUAUGGAGUAUGGGUCAUUCUUGACUGAAGCUUCGGGGGUAUGCAAUCGCAUCUAAACAGCAUGCAUUUGGUAAAACAGCCUCCCCACCUGUCUCUGCCUUGAUGGAGUUGCCACAUUCAAUACACUUGACAGUUCUAUGCUGCCCUCUCUCCCUGGAUGCAGAAAUGCUCAUAGUGUCCAAAAACUGCUAGGAUGCUUUUGCCUUCAAAGAGGUAAACUUUGCAUCUCCUCCCCCUUGGGAUACUUGGAACGGGAUCCUAGCCUGUCUUAGAUUUAUGGCUGGCAUUUCAUUUCUGCAUCCACUGGAGCUUAAGUGAAGACAUAAGAGGUGUUUGCGCGAUGUUUCUUUCUUGGUUGUCCAGCAGCUUUCUUGGCAGAACCUAAAGAACAAAUGUAGCAAACUGGGAAGGGAGAACAAACUUCCUCCUGGUUGAUGGUGCAGCUGUCUCUUACUUGAGCAAGCCAUGCGAAUUGUUUUUGCGACAUGCUGUUUCGUCUGUCCAAAUGUUGCAUAUGUAUUUUUGCUGUAUGCCAAAUAAUUCCAGUCCAAGUUGACGAGAAAAAUCCUAAUAGUGUGAUCUUUUACUUGUCUGCUCAGAAGUAAGCUCUAUGGAGUUCACUGGGGCUUCCUCCCAUUGCAGUCCUACAAAGGAUCCAAAGGUCAAACUCUGUUUGACUCUAAGACUUGGAGCAGGAGUAAUCAGUAUGGGGUCCUCCAGAGGGUGUUGGAUUACAACUCCCAGCAGCCUCAGCUACCGUGGCCAAAGGCCAGAGAUGAUGGGAGCUGUGAUCCAACAACAUCUGGAGGAUGCCAUGUUGACUGCUUCUGGCUUAGAAUCUUAGCAAACCACACCAAAGUUCAGCAUUAGCAAAGAAGGGAGCCUGUACCUACUCUAGUAGCAGACAUAAGCCACACGUUUCAGGUCAGAUAAAGUGAAGAGGCUGGCUUUUUAACAAACCCAUGCAUCACUGCUAGAGGAACACACCAUCUUACAGUGCACAUUUUUCUCACCAGCCUUGCUUAGAAGCAUACACCUCAGCUCUUGAAACCUGAAUGAGAGCGUUCCUCUACAGCAAUCUUUCCUAACCAUGUGCCCAUAGAUACUGUUGAACUAUAACCCUCAUCGUCCUUGACCUUUGGCUAUGCUGCCUGGGGAUCACAGAGGCUGUGUUGUAGCAGUGUCAGGGGAUGUAAGGUUGGGGAAGGUUGUUCUACAGCCUGGAUAACGACCUCCAGGUGACGGGCCAUAUCCUGGAUUUCCCCACCCACAGUGGGCAGGGUUGCCCAACUAUCCAUCACUUGAUGUCACCAUGAUUCCAGGUAACCCAUUUGUCAUUUGCAACAUGGGUUCAGAUCCAGCUCUGCUGCAAAGGAAGAUCCAGGUUGACCCAAGUGGAGCUUUCAGUCCGUGCUGAUCAGUGACUUCAAGCCCUGCUUUCGGCAGGGGUUGGUUAAUUUCCUGCAUUCCCCAUUAUGGCUAUCUAUUUACUUGUUUCAUGUUUGAAUCACUCCCCUUGAGGGAGUGAUUUCUCCACCAGGAAAGUGAUUUCUCCACCAGGACUUCUGCAGCACAGCCAUAUCCUGGUGUCUGCUAGCCCCUCUUGGUUGCUGUGUCCAUACCUGAUAUGGCAUCUGGUGUGGGGCUGUUGCUCAUAGUUUGGGGGAAAUGGCCUUGUGGAGCCUAAUUGGGGUGGAGACUUUCCACCACCUGCUCUACAGCUUCAUCAGCGUCAGUGGAGAAAGCUGUGGAGGAAUUUCAAAAUGAUGCCAUUGCCUGUUCACAAAGUGCUGUGCCAAGAGGGUGGCAAUCCAAUUGUGUUCGCCGUCUAAGGUUACAGCUUGCUUGGCAAACUGCAGAUUUGGGCACUGUUGUGCCGCUCAAGAGGCUUCUACUGCGUGGAAAUGGGAGUGACAAAGCCGAGGGCUGAGCAGGUGGGGAAGCAGACAAGUAACUGUAAACUGUGGUUUGCCUGUCUUCCAUUUGGAAGCUCCAACUAUGGUUAGCACAAACUAUUUGGGUGCCAUCUUUGUUUCCUCCAUUUCUUGGAAGGUGGAGGCAGAUGAAAUUGCACAAAUGUUAAAAAUGCUCCACUGUCCACAGGGAACACCAGCCAAGAUUGAACGCAAACAAUGCAUAAUGCUUUAGAAAGAUGUUUAGCUGCUGGCCAUGGCAAGUCUCCACACCUUUGCUGUCCAGAUGACACUGCUAAGGGGGUGCUUUCUGGCAGUCGUGUAAGACUGUAGUUGGAACUUCUUAUGUGUGGAAGCAGCCUCUUUUGGACUCUUCAAGAAUUCUGGCCUCUAUAGAUUAAAGCUGACACUUAAAUUGCUUCCAGAAAACAACAUGUAGCCAAUGCAAAUGUUGGAAUUGUAAUGUUCCAUGAGCACCUGCCCACCCAGUCAGGAAGCAGGUUGUUUCAUUCCACACCAGCUGAAGAUUCCAGUCACUCAAGAAGUAGCCCCAUGGAAUUACUUUAUUCAGAUUUUUUUUGCUUUUUGCUUUUGGGGAGGCCAAAAGCAACGGAUGUCCACUCUCUCAAUGAAACUAUUUUCACCAGAUGUGAAUCUUCAGAAAGAAUUUUGAGAGUUCCAAAUGAAAUGCCACAUUUAAAAGCUCCACAGCCCACAAUAAUUUGGUGAACAAACCUCAUGCCCAUGUGGAAGUGGGCGAAUGAGCAAUGACUUGGGGGUUGGUUUUUUUCUUUCACCCAGCAAACCCACAAUUGCUGAUUUGGAUGGACUAUGCAGCUUUCAUACAACCCAGCAUGUAUUUGCUUUAUAGCUGUUUGGUACAAUGUCCAGUAUUCGUCCACAGAGCCAUUCAUAUUUACACAUCUGUUGGGAGCAAAUGCUCAGUGUACGUGAAAAGGUUGUUGCCUUUUCCGGGGAGCAGGGGUGCCAGAAUUAUUUAAAUGAAUGCAAAUUUGAAAUUGUCCAUUGAUGACUGUUAAGGCUGAGUAGAAGAAACAAAUUGCUUGAACUAUCUAGUCAGCCUAGAUAAAGCUAUCUAGAAGAAACCCCUAGUGACUGAUCAGUUAUUACUAUCUACAAGUAAAAUUUGGAGAGGUAGAUCACAUCCCUGUCUAGAAAUAUUUAUUUAUUGAUUCCCCGCAAUGGACUGUGGGGUGAUGCAGGGGCUGUUAAAUAUUUGGGAAACUGAGCAUCCUGAUUGGAGCUGGUGUUGUUCUGUAGGGCCAGUGCAAAUUCUGGCAAAUGCUUUUUUCUGAAGCUCUGUAGUAAAUAAAGGAUGCCUUCACAGCAAGUCUGCAUGUUCUUUCUCCUUGUCAGACAAAACAGAUCUUUCCGCAAAUAUUAGGCCUGAUCUGUGUAAUAUGUGUGCCAUCUGGAAAGCCCUUGUCUGCGUUCCAUGUAUCCCUGGUUGUGUUUUCUGCAGUUUUGGCAUGCGUUGGCUCAUUUUGUGGUUCGGGUGUCCAGGACAUCCAUUGCUCGUGUGCAGUUGUCAAUAUACGAACGGCCCAGCCUAGCGCACAUGGAAAGUGCAUUGAAAUGUGACUGGACAUGCAUGGAAAGCUUUGCUGGGGAAUGGAGAACCUAUGGCUCUCUAGAUGAUCCUAGGCUACGAGUCCCAUCAUCCUUAGCUAUUGACCUUGCUAGAUGAGAACUGAUGGGCGCUCAAGUCCAACAACAACAAAAAUUGGGCUGACAACCAGUGCACUGUUUUUUUUUCUUGAAGUGUAAUUGUGUUUAGCAGGACGUACUAUUCAUAGAAUUAUAGAAUUACAGAGUUGGAAGGGACUAUGAGGGUCAUCUAGUCAAACCCUCUGCAAUGGAGGAAUCUUUUGCCCAAUGUGGGGCUCAAACCCACUACCCCGAGAUUAAGAAUCUCAUGCUCUAUUGACUGAGCUUAAAAAGGUUUGUGUGUUGGAACACCCUUAAAGAAAGCACCUAUCUAGGGUUGCCAUAUUUCAAGAAGUGAAAUCCCCACAACAUGAAGUUUUUAAGCUAUUCCUUAGGAAAUUCCCCCCCUCCCAAAUCAACAGUUCCCAUAUGCGUUUUCCCAGUCAUUUUAACCGAUUUUCAAAAAAUUUCGCCCAAAUGGCAUUCUGGACGGCAGCCCUAAUUUACGUAUGACAGCUCUCAUUUAUACUAACACUCAUGUAGUAUGUAGUCUCAAGGACUUUUGGAAUAAUAGGCUCUACAAUAAAGAUGAUAGAGAAAGGCAGCUGUGGCUCAUCCUUUGGAUUUAGCCUAACAGUUCCCUGGUGCACAAAAGCAGGCGAUACCCCUAUCACAGCAGAAAACACAAAAUUUGGCUAAUAUGCGCACAUUUUAAAAAGUUGUGUGUGUGUGUGUCUGGGUUCCCUGAUUGAUCACAAGUGUUUAAAGACACCUGUAUAUUAUACAGGCUUUCCUUCUUAAAUGACAGAUGGGGAGACUAGUGGCUCUCUAGAUGAUGUUGAAGGAGUCUCCCUCCCAUCAACCCUGACUAUUGGCCAGCUGUCUGAAGCUGAUGGAGUCUAACAACAUCUGGAAGGCCACUGGUUCCCCAUCCCUGGGCUAGAGCCAUGAAGGUCACAGUGAAGGCAUGCAGUGGGUGAAAAGAGAGCUUCCAAGGAUGUCCCUCAGACAUGGAGCAAGCCUAGCUUUGCAACUGAAGUGCCAGGUGGGCCUGUCUAGGAAGAGUAUGCUGGCUUAGUCAUCUAUCUCUCAUUGAGUGUGCCAAGUGGCAUGUUGCAGUCUUCAUGAAGAGCCAGCCUGUCAGACCAGGCAUAGCCAGCUUGUGCUUCAGAUCUGCAGAACUACACCAAACCAUAAGCCUGAGAUUGAUCCUGGAGCAGAAACAUUCAUUCAGGCUCAAUGCAGUGAGGAACUGACAGAGUGGCCCUACUCUGAAAUGUUGCAUGUCUUCAUCCUAAGUUACACGUAUGCACACAAACACAGAGGGGGCAAACACAGGCUGUUCACAUUCACAGGUUCAGCCCACAUUGGGACUUACAGAUCCCACCACUGGAAAUUUCCACAAUUCCUGCUUUCCAUACUACAAAAGGAGUAGGGACAAAAGCCAUACCACUCUGCCAAACAGCAGCUGUUCUUCCUGUUUUCAGUGUGCCAUAUGUACAAGGCCUCAGUUAGAUGGGGUAUGCUGGCAGGCAAAACCAUAUUCCAGUUUGCAGUAUGCCUUUUUAUUCCUAUUUGUAUCCUAAUUUACAUGCAUAUACAGGCACCGAAACGAGCAAACUCAGUAAAGAAAUUGUGAAGAGGGGGAGGCGUAGUAACCAGAUUGCAGAAGUUAGGAAGUGGAACAUCUUGUCAUUUUGCCCUGCAGGGUUGUUUUUGUUUUUGCACAUAGAGAUUUCUUUAGGCAUAAGCUCCAUGCAACUUGGGGCCCGGAUUUCUGAAGAAACACUUGCUUUUUGUAUAGACCUGCUCAUUUGCUAAGAUCAUUGGAGCAGGCUUUUCUGGUGGAGCUACUGCUAGUUGAGGCACAGGGUGUGACAACCCAGCGGAGGGCCUUUUCUGUGUUGGCACUUGGUUUCAGGAACUUCCUCUUCUCUAAAAUGAGGUAGAUGCCAACCAUGAUGAACUUUUGAUGCAGGCCUUCCUGUUUAUUCUGGCAUUUGCUGGCUACUAAUUCUAAGCUCAGAAUAAUAUACAUUGCUGGUUAUGGAGGAUGUAAUUUGUCCGUGGUUUCUAACGUUUUAAUAUGUAUCUGUUUGUACUGGAAUGAAGAAAUAUCAUGCCACCAUUCUGAUUUUAUCUGCACGAUGUGUUGUUAGCCAGUCUAGGGUCCUUCAAGAGGAAAGGCAGAAUAAAAGAAUUGUUGUUGUUAUUAGGCGACUUCCAACAUAUAUAAAAACAUAAUAUUCUAUGAACCACUCAAAUAUUAUUCAGUUGAUGAGCAGUAUAUAUAAACUCUUAAAGUAAACAAAAGAAUAAAUAUUUUUCAAGUUUGACUGUGGAAGAGGAAGAAACCGUUUUGACUGCAACACAUGACUAGUUAUUUGAAGGCCCAGCUCCAAGUUUGUGUAGGCCUGUGGGCAAAAGACAGCAGAUUGGUCAAAUACUCAGCCCAUCAACCUGCCUCUCUGUUCUACAACCACCUAUGAGAAUCUCUGAAGUAGGGCUGUCAAAUUCUCUUUUCUUAAAUGAGUGAAGGAGGUGGAGUUUCAGGGCUGGAGUUUGAGCCAGUCCUAUUUAAGCACCCUCAGUGGCAUAGCGUGGGUUGUCAGCACCCGGGGCAAGGCAAGUAAUUUGCGCCCCCUAACCCGUGGAUUUGCGCCCCCUAACCCGUGGAUUUGCGCCCCCUAACCCUAACCCCCAGAUGUUGCGCCCGGUGCGGCCGGCCCCCCCUGCACCCCCCACGCUACGCCACUGAGCACCCUUUUUGUUGUUGUUGUUGGGCAGCGAGAGAUGCUUCCAUGUGUGUUUCAUUGCAUCUUAGCUGAGUACCUUGUUUGGAAAUUAACCAUUUGUAUUCCUUUACUUCUAGUGAUGGGAUCCCUCCAUACAGACUCGGGAGCAAAAAGCAACUCCAGCGGGAAAUACAUCGGAGUGUCAAGGCCAACGGUCAAGUUUCUCUACCUCACUUUCCAGUAAGUACUUGAGUUUGUUCAGGCAUAGAGAGAACCCAUCAAGACUUACUUGCCCUAAAAGUGUGCUAAGCAAAACUGGGAAGAGAGAAGCCCCUAGAAAUGACAGUCUACCAAAAUGCAAACGCAACACACUGGCUAAAUAACUGUUAGUAAAUAUAUAAUCAGCAUGAUGUCAUUCAAAAUAUACGAAUAAGCCACUUCAAAACACUCUCCCUCUCUCUCUCUCUCUCUCUCUCUCUCUAUAUAUAUAUAUAUAAAAUACAACACAUCUCACAAAAUAUACAAGUAACUGCAACUUGUUAUAUGUAUCAGAGUCAAACAAAGAUCACUUCAUCAACAGCUACAUUAUCCAGUGAUACCCACUAGUAUGAUCUUCACUAGUAUGUAUAUUUCAUUGAUAAUUAUUCGCUGAUAAAGACUUUAUUCCAAAACAGUUGAACUAUUCCAGAUGCACUGUCCUUUCCAGACUUUUGUGAGACGUCUUCCUUUGAGAGACGGUUUGGCGUUUCUCGCUAUUCAUUGGUUGUUUGAAUCUUUGUUUGACUCUGAUACAUAUAACAACUUGCAGUUACUUGUAUAUUUUGUGAGAUGUGUUGUAUUAGAUAGAUAGAUAGAUAGAUAGAUAGAUAGAUAGAUAGAUAGUUUUGAAGUGGCUUAUUUAUAUAUUUUGAAUGACAUCAUGCCGAUUAUAUAUUUACGAACAGUUAUUAGCCAGCGACUUGCAUUUGCAUUUUUAUAGAUUUUCACAUUUUGCAACACAGGGGUUUGUGUUUCCUAGAAAUGGCACAGCAGGCUCACUGCCCACAUCCUAUGAAUGGUGCUUACCUGGGGCAACUGGACUCCUCUUCAUUGGAGGCAGUAGCGAUGGAGUUCCACACUUCUUCCAACCAGCAUAGGGGGACAUAGGAAACGGCCCUGUUUGUCCAUCCAGCCUAGUUUUGUCUACUCUGAUUGGCAGCAGCUCUCCAGGGUUUCAGGCCAACAGCCUUUCUUAUCACCCGACUAUCUGAUACUUACUGUUUUUCUUUUUACACUUGAGAUAGAGGUUCUUCUGCAUGCAACACACAUCCUCUUUCAUGGGGGCUAUGUUUCCUCUCCAGCCUUUUUGCUCUUUGUGUUCUAUGGACAUAAAAACCUCUCAGAGGCAAGAUAGGCCAGGUCAUUAAGCUUCCUUCAUAGUGUGGCGGCGGCAGUAGGGAUUGAAGCCAGUCUCUGUUCAUAUCUGAGCCUCUUUGUCCAGUCAUGGCACUUUGAUAAGGCUAUGCAAUCUCUAGAUGAAUUUAGCCUUGAUGCCUUUUUGAGCCAUUCCUUGUUGUUUGCUUCAGUAUAGGAGAGAGAUGGAAUGCUGAUCUGUUGGGUGGUGUUUGGUUUGGCUUGGUUAGAAUGCAAAGUUGCAUCAGCCUAGAAUAAAAGAAGAGGAAGGAAUGUACAAGAUGGUGGAAGACAGAUCCAAGCAUCCCUUCCUUCCUUGUAUAGCUAAACAAGAUACCAGGUGCCUUACACCAGCAGUUAUCUAAACAUAUCUAAACAAGCUUCCUAAAAAUGUACUUCCAGAGUUUCAUUCUGGUGCACGAUAAAUUCUUUCUAGGUUUAAACCUGAAAGUUUUCCGCCUGCCUCUUUUCCCUCAAUGUUUCCUUUUUGCUGGCUACGAAAAACCCAUAUCCCUGGCACUCUGAGUACCAUAUGCUAAGGGCAGUGGGCAGGUCAAAAGGUUACCUGGCUGUUUCCUUCCUACUCCGCCCUGUGAGCUUCUAGACUAGGUAUGGGCAAGCCUGGGGCCAGGAGUGGACUUUGGUAAUAAGACACCCUGUUGUUGUUUAGUCAUUUAGUCGAGUCCAACUCUUUGUGACCCCAUGGACCAGAGCACGCCAGGCACUCCUGUCUUCCACUGCCUCCCGCAGUUUGGUCAAACACAUGCUGGUAGCUUCGAGAACACUGUCCAACCAUCUUGUCCUCCGUCGUCCCCUUCUCCUUAUGCCCUCCAUCUUUCCCAACAUCAGGGUCUUUUCCAGGGAGUCUACUCUUCUCAUGAGGUGGCCAAAGUAUUGGAGCCUCAGCUUCAGGAUCUCUUCCUUCCAGUGAGCACUCAGGGCUGAUUUCCUCAAGAAUGGAUAGGUUUGAUCUUCUUGCACUCCAUGGGACUCUCAAGAGUCUCCUCCAGCACCAUAAUUCAGAAGCAUCAAUUCUUUGGCGAUCAGCCUUCUUUAUGGUCCAGCUCUCACUUCCAUACAUUACUACUGGGAGAACCAUAGCUUUAACUAUACGGACCUUUGUUGGCAAGGUGAUGUCUCUGCUGAGAGAGGACAAAAUUGGGCACCCCCCCUAAAUAUUCCUUAUUUUCACAAGUAUUGAGUAGAUACCCCUAUAAGUAUAGGAUGAUGAUGAUGAUGAUUUCUUGUGUCCCCCAUCUCUGCAUCCUGCGGGGGGAGGGGGACCACCCGCACCACCCUAAAUCCAGGCAGAAAUGAUGGGAGCUGAAGUCCCAUAGUGUCCGAAGUACCACUGUUAUAGAAGCACCUGCCAAACAGUAGGCUUCUGAAUCCCAAGUGAGGAGGGUGGUUUUGCACUCAGGUCCUGCUUUUGCAGUCUUCUUAUGUUGUCACAUAUCUUUUACCCCAUUGGAAAUUGGAGACUUGACGGAUGUUUGAUAUGAUCCUGCAAGACUUCUCUGUAUGUUCUUUCUUGUUUCUAUUUUCCUGUAUGACUCCUUUUCCAAUCUGACAUACUCCCCCCCCUCCCCGCUGUGUUCUCUUUUCACACUGGGCUCCAUGUGCCCAGCCACCAUUGGAAAGAGGAAUUCUGGGUAGAACCCCCUCCUCUUCCUCCUCCCAAUCACUGCCUCUUUUUUGAGGACAAUGAAUAUGGACUUGCCUUCUGGUAUGUUUGCACCAUGUUGAUUAGCUCUGAAGAACUGAUAUGAAGUGUCUGCCCUCCUACCCAUUUUAAGCCACAUGAAUGGAUGGCUAGGAGGAAAAUGGGGGGGGGGAGACGCUUCUUAAAUCUCUCCCCUAACUUCCACAGCUGCUUUCCCCUCCUUUCUUUCUUUUUUUCUAAAUAAAAAAGGAUCAUGCUCUGCAUUUUCUGGUCUGCUCCAGGACGUCAAAGAGAGAGAAACGCACCAGGAGAAAUCCUGUGUUCAUUGAAGUCACUGGGAGUUCUGCUAUUUGUUUGAGCAGAGCCAGGAUUUCUACCACCACUUACAACUUCUUGGCAGGAAAUAGACAUCCCAGCUUCUGCAAAGGAAAGAGGAUAUUUGUACCAAAUAUGUGCCUUCAAAAAUUAAAAAUAAAUAAAAAAACCAGUGUUUUUCCUGCCUCUUGGUUUUCAAGGAAAGCAGCUAAUCUGGUUCUAUAUAUUUUGGAAGGUUGGCUUGCCCUCUCCUUUAAAGUACAGAAGAUUUGAGGGAGAUGCUGGUGUGAUUCUUCUAGCGAGGCAUUUCUCUGCAAAACUAUUUACCCAGACAAGUGCUAACCUAUCUUGUCUCAUGAUUUGUGUAACCAAAUCCCUCUCCUUAUGUAGUAGAGAAAACAUUAGUAGAUAGAUAGGUAGGCAGAUUGAUAAUUUGAGGUGUACGGAAAUGUUUUGUGUGUAUGUGCGCGCGCUCUCUUUAUUUAUUUAUUAUAUUUCCCUAUCCCUUCCAUAAAGAAAGUUCUAUAGCCUCCGCUUGUAAAUUAGAUUAUUUUGUCCUGGGGCGUGCAAAUCGACUUUCUCUGUAAGGCAGUGCUUUGAUCAGGGAACUGAAUAGAGCCAGCUUGUGUAAGAGUGACAAUUUCCAGCAGAGUGGCCUUUUUCUACCCUCACAUCAUUUCUGAAGCUAAGUGGUUGCAGGAGAGAGAGAGAGAGAGAGAGAGAGAGAGAGAGAGAGAGAGAGAGGCCCCACCUCAUCUCAUGGGUAGUAUGUGAAAGAGCUGGCAGUUCGGCUUUCUGCUUUAAAAAAUAAAAACAAAAUAAAAUGUGUGUUUGUGUGUGCCUGCAGAAUUUAAGGGUAAAGGCAAAAAAAACCGGAGGGGAGUACUUGUGGGGAGAUGACAGCAGCGAUUGUGGGUGGGUGGGGGUCUUUCCUAGCUUCUUUUGGCAGAGAUUCUCUCGCCUGCUUUUUUAUAUUCUACACUUGAUUUGGAGAUGUUCCCUUUUCCCUUGAUAGAUCUGCUUGAGGCAGCCACGCUCAGCAGUGUAGCACUGCUUGCCUGCAGCAGCUUCCUUCAUUUUCUGUACAAAGAGAUGGAGGGCAGGGAGAGGGGGGGAGUGAGAGAGAAAAAGAGAGAGAGAGGGAGAUCUAGGACACUGUUGAGACAACACUACCUCAAAGGUGCCCAGUGUGUAGCCAGGAAAUAAAUUACCAGCACUUCUCUGAUCUGCAACCGUUUGACUUCUCUUUUUCUCCCCCCCCCCCCCAGUUCCCUUCCCUCCCCCCCCCAAACAUCUUAUUAUAUUUUUUUUUAAUUUCCAACUCCUUUCUGUUUAUACUCCACUUUUAUUCCUUGAGUUAAAGUCUCUCCCUCCCACCUCGGAGUUUUUCAUUUGAUGUUUGACAACAGUCUUUGAAGAUUUUCUACUUCAGAGUAGUUACUGAUGGGCUGGUUGUACUACAGAGAGAACAAGCAGGGUUCCUCGGAGUGCGACCAACUGCUCCUGCCGAAGGCAAGCGCUAUUGGGGAGAAUGUCACUCCAUGAGGCCGCGGCAACGGCUCAUAAAAAUCCAGAGCAGACCAUGCCUGGUUGCGGACUCCUUUUCAUCCAAACAUGGAGACGCAACCAGCUGAACGGGGCCAGGAAUGCUGCAUGGGCUGAGCUGCCUCGGCUUCCGCCGCCUGCUAAACAUGGCUCGCUGUUUUUGUCCCCGCUCUGUGUAGCGAACCCACCGCCUUCCUAAGGAAAUGACCCCCGUGGAACCGGCCACCUUUGCAGCCGAGCUCAUCUCUCGGCUGGAGAAGCUCAAGCGGGAGCAAGAGACCAUGGACUGCUUGGAAGAGAGGCUGCAGCAAAUCACAGAGGUAGGUGGAUUAACCCUUUCAGGGGCGGACGCCUGCUGGGUGGCAGCCUCCCUUGGCUAGGAGGAGGGAGGAAGGGAAGGAGGGGGUAGCAGAGGCGGGGGUUCGAAGCGGGAUGUUAAGAGAUGGCAAGACCACAGGGCUUCUUCGUUCCUACUUAGGGGCAAGCUGUCGAUUCUCCUGUCUUUAAAACCCGAAAAUGCGAAUGAUUCCCUCUUCCCGUUUUCUCUGCGUGCCUCUUGGUAUUUAAAAGACAAUAACGGACCUGACCGCCACCCCCCCUUGUAGGUCUGUUAUCUCCUCUUCAGGCUGUUAAUGCAGAAAUGCAUGUCUGGAGCAGUUUCUCAACCGCCCUUGUUCAGCUUUGCAGAUGGAUGGAUGGAUUGAUUGAUUGAUUGCCCUUCGUGUUUUGCCCUUGAAGGAUGAAGAGAAGGAGGGAUCCGACGCACCUGCGGGUGCACAGCCUGGCCGAGAGGUUGGGGCCAAUCAGCACCCGCCACACCCCCUUGCCCUCUUGCCCUCCGGCAGCUACGAGGACGACCCUCAGGCAAUCCUAGACGACCACCUCUCCCGAGUGCUGAAGACCCCGGGGUGCCAGUCUCCUGGCAUGGGCCGGCACAGCCCUCGCGCACGCUCUCCGGACCGCCUCCCUGGGGGCAAGUUGCUCCUUGCGCCGGGCACAGCCUCGAUCCCCACAGCCUGCGCCCUCAUCGGCAAAGGAUUUAUCACGAAGCAGACCACCAACCACGUUCACCACCACUACAUCCACCACCACACCAUUCCCAAGACGAAAGAGCAGAUAGAAGCGGAAGCUGCCCAGCGAGUCCAGUGUUUAUGUGCCGCCGGGGGCAGUGACUAUUAUUGUUACUCCAAGUGCAAGGGGCACUCCAAGGGGGUGGACCUCCCUAUGGCUCAGCUAGAGCCGUUUGGGUAAGUUUCCUCUGGUGGUUGAGCAUGGGGAAGGGCAGGUGUCAGAAACUUGGCUAUAGUGCUGUGACUCACGCCGUGCUCUGUAAACAAUGGGUAGCUGUUGGUAGUUUAUGAAAUCGCAAAGAGCUGGGGAUUACGGGGAAGAGGAGGAGAGCCGUGGUGCUGUGUGUUUCUGGCAUAAGCUAGCAGAACGGCAAACAAGCAGCAAUCUUAAGUGCUCUUCUCUUUUCUUUCUCACUGAAGCCUCAGCCGAACCGGGACACUACCCAAAAGGAACUGUAAGCUACCAGAUGGCAUCAUUCUGCCAGGCGGGGAAGGAGGAGGGCUCUCCAUACCACCAGGAAUCCAGCUACCUGGAGGGGAGGCGGACCGCUCUCAGAAUGUCUGGCAGUGGAUGCUGGAGAGUGAAAGACAAUCUAAGCACAAACCCCAUAGGUAAAUAUAAGCUGUCUGCAACACUCUUGCUCCCGGUGAAUAUUUAUCUAUUACACAGCUGUCUAUUUUUACAAUCACUAAAAACAAAUGGAGCUCUUUUGCUCCUCCGGUUUAAUAUGAAAGCUGUUCUGCGGAACCAGAAAAACCACAAAAAUGUCAUGUUUUUGGCAAGAGCCCCUUUUCAUGUUAUGACAGACUUUUUCUUUUCUUUCUUUCUUUUUUUGGGAGAGUGAGUGCACAGAACAGAAGCUGCUAUUAAACUCAUAUUUUCCAGCUUUUAUAACCUUGUUCCUUCCCUCUCCCCUGUCUUUUUCUCUGCAGCACACAAAGCACAAAGAAGGCCUACAAUUCGGAGUCCACCAGAGGCGUGCCUGGCGAGCGCCCGGCCCGUCACCACCUCUGGGGGAGCAGCAGCCACCCGCGUGGCGCACAGCCCGCCCACCCUUUCGUCCAGGAUCCCGCCAUGCCCCCGCUGACGCCGCCUAACACUCUGGCCCAGCUGGAGGAAGCUUGCCGCAGGCUAGCGGAAGUGUCCAAGCCACAGAAACAACGGUAACCUUCCUACAGGUUGGGUGCUGGGGUGCCUCUUUACUGCAGCAUAGGUGCAAAAGGUCUUGAAUGUGUGAACAUUAUCUUCAAAAAUGGAAUGUUUUCACAUCCUUAUCAGCUAGCUGAUGGUUUGUGGCAAGAAAAUAAAGCAAAACAGGCUGUGUUCUUGCAGGCUCGUGUCUGGUGGUCAGUCCUGAGAAUGAAAGAUGGGAAGGAUGUGAUGCUAAUUCAUGCGGUUCAUUUAGCCCUCUUGGAGGGGUGACUUGGGGCUGAAGCACAGAGGCCACCUCUUUGCCCCCUCCCCGACCUUAACGCUUUUGUCAUUAGGAAGGCUCUUUCCAGUCCAGUUUGAGCGUCACACAACCCCUUUUAAGAUGGAGAAGAAACAAAACUUCUUAACAGCUGUAGAAAAACCCCCACAAUAGCUUGAUUUGUAAAUCCCCUUGCAAGUUAAUGCCAUUUUAGUUUGGCUGUCUUCAUCCUAGUGGAAGCUUAUGGCACUGCAGGUGAUGUGAAGGUCUGGUGGUGCAAAACCACACAAGGCCCAGCCAUUAAACGGAACAUUGCCUUAGAAAUUAUAAUCUCCCGUUCUUAUCAUAAACAAUUAGAAUAUUGAACUCUGCCCUUGUUUGUUUUUCUUAAACGUAUUGUGGAAGUGAAUUCGGUUACUUGGCCAAAGAGCCUUGCUGUCUUUCGCUGGAAAACUCAGGCAUAGUCUUAACUGUCUGCCCUGGAUAUUAGAUAUACUGAUGGGAUUUUGACAUCCUUAAUCAUUCUUCCCUUUCUCUGCUCCCCCUCCCCGCUUUUCAACCUUUAGAUGUUCAGCUUCGAGUCAGCCCAGGGAUCGCAACCACUUGACUUCUGUACCAGGAGGAAACAGUCCUUUCUGCAAUGCAAGCGUAGCGGCAGAAGAGUGAGUGUUGCCAUAUGCAACAUCUAGCUUUGGAUAUCAUUCAUUACCUUUCAAAACGUGUGUUUUAUCAGUGGGGUGGUGCUUUGAAAAUGUAAUCUUUCCGUGCUUGGUCUUUCCUCUUUUGAGGGGGGUGAAAACAGAACAAAACAUUUUUUUUUCAAAUCUUGUCUUCUGAUUUUUUUAUUUUUUAAAAAAGCUUGCAUUCCUGUAAAGUGGACAAAGAUUGGAUUAGUCUAAUUACAGGAUAGUUCUUUUUAACAAGAAAUCUGCUACAGUCUAAAUAAUUAAAGUUUUCUUUCUUACGCUCUUCAUCUUAAGCAAUGAGCAAUGUUUGAAGUCCAGGCUAAGCCACCUGACUGUAGCCUUUCAUUUUUAAUUGGUUGACCUUAAGUCCACCAGCUGUCUGUGUGAGUAGCUUUUUUUCUCUUCCUGAAGCCACUCUACAAAGACUUGGAACAAAUUAGGAAGAGUAAAUUACUGUGGAGUAACACUUUGUGACCUUUUGACAUGCCAAGUCAAUGUUGCCUCAGAAGUUGCCUGCAUGGCAUUCAAAGCGCCGUUGCUAUUCUGCUGAGUAACUGAGUUGUUUGUUAUUCCCUAAGAGGGUCGAUCUUCCUUGGGAGUCCCAAGGUGUGAGGAGACCUUAGCUAUCUGCUGCUCCUGCCAAUGGCUCCACAACAACAUGGCUCCAAAAAUCUGCUUGACUGUAACUGCACCACAGAAUCUGGUGCAACAGGCAGAUCUCUUACCUGGACACAGCAGUUUUUAAUAUGCAUGUGUUGGUACACAUAAUGAGCAGCUUUCUAAGUCACAUCAGUGCAGAAGAAAGUAUGGUGUUUGCCUUGACAUGGAAGUGAAUUGGAAACCUCUGCUCAUGUGAAGCUUUGGAUUUAUUUUAUUUAUUUAGUAAGAGAUUACUAUAAUCUCUCUCUCUCUCUCUCUCUCUCUCUCUCUCUCACACACACACACACACACACACACACACAGUUACAGGGCAACUUACAAAAUAUAAGGCAAUAUAAAAAAUAAUAAGCAAAAAGAUUUUAAAAAUGCCCAUGUAUAACUUAAUUGACAGCAUCAUAAAAAUGGCUUAACCAUUCCACCUCUAAAAGCUUGACAAAAAGAGUGAGUUCUUAUCUGCUGUCUAAAACAAUAUAAAGCUGGGAGGUCAUUCCACAGAUGUGGAGCCACCACCAAAAAGGCUCUUGUGUGUGUGUGUGUGUGUGUGUGUAGACAAGAUUGUAUUACACAUGGUUGUAGAGGCUUGGAAAUCAAGUUGAUUUCCAGAGGGAUAACCUUGUUAGUCUGUUGCAUUAAAAACAAGGAGAUCAGUGAUAAAAUGCAACAAAAUGGUAAAAUGCAGUUCAAAACACAUAGAUGAAGGCUUAAAAAUCUAACCACUGCUGAAAGAAAGUCCGGAAAUUCAGCAUGGAAAAAUAUAGAAGCUUUACAGGCAACUAGUUUCAGAAGAUGUUCUCCAUCAAUUUAUAUUAAGACAUUCAUCAAUCCAUGGAGAAUAACACUGCAGUUUCUUAGUUGGUUCUGACUGAGUUUAAUUCUUCAUCCACAAUACCUCAAGGACCACCUUUCCCCAUAUGUUUUGGCCCAGAUCCUGCGCUCAUAAUCCUGGACCCUUCUUGUUGUGUGCCCUUCCUAAGAGGUCCAAAGGGCACCAUUGCAUAUCUUUAGGUGCCAGGCAAAAAAAUUUCCUCUACAGCCAGGCCUUUGGUCUUUAACCAUCUGUGGCCUUUUAGAAGUGGGCAAGAUGUUUUUAAUGUAUUUCUCUCUCUUUUUUUGGCUCUAACGUAUCUAUGUGGGGCUUAUUGCCUGCAUGUUUGGUUGUAAAUUGCUCUGGGUUGCCUUGGGCAUGAUAAAACAACUGCCAAAUUUAAAUAGCAACAACAACAACUCCUUCUGAGAAGGUUACAGAGUGCUGGGAACCAUAGUGAAAAGUUUCCUCAAAGGCUAUCUUUUCUCAGAAUUCACCUGUAUACAGUUUAGUUCCUAAGAAGUCUUACACAGUCCUGAGAGUUCAGUAAUUCAGCUAAGCUCUCCAAAGGAACAAACACUCUAGUUGUCUAUGGCAAAGUGAACCUGGCUGAGAAGUGACUAGAAAGCACCUCAGCCAGACUCCAUCCAUGUAGUUGAAUUGAACCAUUGCAUACAUGGGGAGGGCUAAAGCUCCAGCGCUCAACUUCCCCCAUUUGGCCUAUUCUAUUGGUGUUUGCAAAUGGACAGCAGGGUUGUUGUUGCUUUUAGGUUGAUAAAGGAAUGACUUGACUUAGCCAAGCUCAUACAACACAUUAACAACAAAUUAGAGGUGGGAAUGAGACUGACAUCGUGUUGCCCUGUGGACCAAAUUGACUCAAGGGAUGAGCAGGGAUCUAUAAAGCAGGGAUGAGACGCCUGUGGGCCUCCGGAUAUUUCUGGACCACAUUUCUCAUCAUCCCUGCCCAUUGGCCAUGAUGGCUGGAGCAGAUGGGUAUCGGCGUAUGGAGGAUGACAGGCAAUAUCAGAAGGUGGGGUGGGGCAAUGGCACUCACCUGACCCCUGGUUGCCUCUGUUGUUCCUGCGUAUUGGAACAGAGAGGGGGAGGCUGGCAAGGCGCAAAAGCACUGGUGUGAGCAGCAGGUUAGUUCAACUGGUGCGUUUGCACUGCACCAGCCUCACUUCUACCUUGCUCCCUCUCCAUCCCUGUAUGCAACGGCUACAUGGGCAACAGCAGGUUAGGCGAGUGCCCGCCCCCCACGCUGCCAUCCACUAUUGGCCACAGGUUCUACAACCCCAACUGUAAAUCUUUAGGCCACAAAAUAUGUUCAGUGGCUAGUUUGAGAUUUUUACAUGGGUUUCAGGUUGGCAAUUAAAGCUUGUGCAUUUCCGGGUUCAAAACUCCACAAAGUUUGCUGGUCUUGCCUCUUGGCUUUAAUGCUCUGUGUUUAAAUGCAAACCCCAUUCCUCUAACCAUCCACUGGUAAUGUUUAUCAGGCAUGGAGACUUUCAGAGUUUGGUGUACUAACAGAUAUCAAGCUUAUGCAUUUAUUUUACCACCCAGCUGCUAUAGGUGGUUAGCUGACUACAUAUGCUCCUCAUGAAGUUGUGCUCUCUGACUAUGGCAUAAAUGCUUUCUAAAUAAUGUCUGUUUCUUUCCUCCCUUCUUUUAUGUUUCAGUCACAAAGAACCAAAGAAACUCCCUGUUGCUCACUCUUCCCAGCCUAGUGAGUUGGUUGUCACUUAUUUUUUCUGUGGAGAGGAAAUUCCCUAUAGGAGGAUGUUAAAGGCCCAGAGCCUGACACUUGGGCACUUUAAAGAGCAGCUGAGCAAGAAGGGAAAUUAUAGGUAAGCAUAUUUGUGGUUUCUUUCUUCUUCUUCUUCUUCCCUUGUGUUUGCAGAGACCGUGCGCCAAAAUAACCAAAGAGAUAUUUCUAAGCAUCCUCCCACAAGGAAAGGCUUUUGAUGGUUGGCUGCAACUUUGCUCACUAGUCUGUCUGAGUUUCUGCUGUCCUCUUUGUAUUUACCCACCAAACCAAUAGUAGUUAAGCGGUGGAUUGGUUGCUCCAGAAACCAGACUAGGCCUCACCGGGUGGAUAGACUAUAUAACGAUGUUGCUAGCGCAGUUUCCUUUCACAAGCGGAUGAGCCACCGUCUUGCGUAAUAGGUAUUCAUUCAUUCAUUCUGAGUUCAUUCCCUGGCUAUUGCUGCUGCCUUAGAAGUGCUUCUGGUUUUGUUUGUAACAAGUAAUUUGAUUUCCCUGCAAUCGAUUGCUCUGUAGCUAAUUAUUCCCCCUUUGCAGUUUGCAAUAUGUAAAUAAUCAGCUUCAGAGUAAUCAGCUGCUGAGGGGUAGUAAUGUUUAUUGCGCAUGUAAGUGCUUCCUACGAGAUCACAGCUAUGUGUCUCUAUUUGCAAGGGAGGUGAUAGUGUCUGAAGUGUGUUCUUCCUUUGGUUAGGUGAUUCUGGGGUUUGUUCUGCACAAGGCUAUGUAAGCAACUAAGCCUUAAAUCAAAGUCCUGCUUGCCCAUGGAAACAGACUCAAAUGAUAAACCCUAAUUUGUGAAAAGAAAUAAGCCACUUUGAUUUAUUGUACUUGGUACACUAUUUGCUGAAGCACAAACUGUGUGAGGAGAGGUGUAGGUUUCACAGAAGGUACUGCAAACUAGAUGCUACAAAAUCAAUAUUGUAGCAUUGAGUAAAGAUUUCAGAUCAUAAGGGACAUAUCCAUCUCCUGGACAGUACAUAGGAUCAACCGGACAUGCAGUUCACAUUUCCUCUGUUGGCACGUCCUGUGUAAAUACCCAGUGUGUGAAUGUGCCUUUAGUGAGAUACGCCUUAAGUUGAGAUUCCUGCAUUGCAAGGGAUUGGACUAGAUGACCCUUAGGAUCCCUCCCAGUUCUACAGUUCUAUUGUAUGAUUCUAUGUGCAUUUGGAAUUUGUGUUGCCAAAUGUCCCUUAGUCAGGCAAACCCACUGCUCACAUUAUACCCACUUCUCACAUUAGCCAAGGUGUGAAUGUCUGUAGCUGGCAGGACUGAGACAGUGGGAAAUGUAUGAGCCCCAGUGGAGGGGCUCAAAACCCACAUUGGAAGCUGUGGAUUCAUUCUACCGCAGGACCAUAUAAUUACCCCCAUAGCUAUUGUCUUCCUCCCUACCCAUUGUUACUCUUAACCUCCUGAUCCUCUGUGUCUUCUCCACUCACAGUUGCCCUGGUGCACUUGAGUUUUUGUCAGAAGCUCACAACAUGCCAUUGGUUCCUUUGGAAAACUUACUGCUUUAAAGCAGGGGUAGAGGAUCUUGUUCUGCUCCAGACAUUGUUGGACCACCACCAACCAUCAGCCCCAGCCAGCAUGCCCAAUGGUCAGGGGUGAUAGGGGUGCAGUCCAGCAGCAUUUGGAGAGCCACCCCAGCCUUGAUGUGUUUUCUGUGUUAUGAAGACAUGCCCUGCCUAUGUAUUAAGGGCCUCAUUGGAAGCUGUCCAUCUGACAUCAGAGGAGAGGCAGGAAGCAGUCCAGGAUAGGGCCUUUUGCUGUUACUGCCUGAGGAAUGCGUGCUCUAGGGAGGCUUGCCUAGCAACCAACUCUGUCUUUAUCCUUUUGCCCUGCCUUUUUCUUUUUAUUCCUCCAGGUUUUUAGCACAUUGUAGCUUUACUCUGAUGUUUUUUAUCUGGCUUCUAUAGCCAUUUGUUGGUUAUCACUCUGGGUUGUUUUUGUUUUUUUUAAAAUCACUCUGAAUCGCUUUGAAUCUGGUGCCCAUACCAGAUGGAAAGCAGAAUAUAAACGUGUGAAAUUACAGCAUAUAAAGUCCAUCCCUACGGGGCAGCACAUAUGCUACCAAAGUGGUGUGUUUGCUGAUGGGAAUGCGAACUAAAACUCUCCAAGGGGCAACCAGCAUGUGGCAGGCAGUAUCCAUGUGGUUUGAGCUGCCAGUGCUUUUCUUCCUUGCUUCCUCAGCCUGAAAAUGACAGAUUUCCCUGUAUGGACAGCUGUUGUGCAAGUGCAUGCAUAGCUCAGUUGGUUUGAGCGUGGUGCUGAUAAUGCCAAGGUUGCAGGUUCGGUCCCCGUAAAGGACAGUCUGCGUAUUCCUGCAUUGGCAGGGGAUUGGACCAGAUGAUCCUCAGGGUCCCUUCCAACUCUACAAUUCUAUGAAGAGGUGGCUGAACACACCAAGGAGAAGUUGUUGUGCAUUUUGGGUUCCUGGUAGCAUUGGGAAUCACAGGUGGGGAGAAUGCUGCUUCACUCAGGCCCUGCUUGUGGGCUUCCUACAGGCAUCUGGUUGGCUACCGUGAGAGCAGAAUGAUGGCCUAGAUCAGGGGUUGUCAACCUGGUCCCUACCACCCACUAGUGGGCUUUUCAGGAUUCUAGGUGGGCGGUAGGGGGGUUCUACUGCACAAGCUGAAUCCUCCUUCCAUCGAGUACUGGUGGGUGGUAAAGAAAUUUUACCAUCAAGAAAGAUGCAUUAGUGGGCAGUAGUUAUAAAAAGGCUGACUACCCCUGGCCUAUGGGACGCAGGUGGCACUGUUGGUUAAACCACAGAGCCUAGGACUUGCCAAUCAGAAGGUUGGCAGUUCGAAUCCCCGUGACAGGGUGAGCUCCCAUUGCUCAGUCCCUGGUCCUGCCAACCUAGCAGUUCGAAAGCACGUCAAAGUGCAAGUAGAUAAAUAGGUACCACUCCGGCGGGAAGGUAAACAGCGUUUCCAUGUGCUGCUCUGGUUCUCCAGAAACAGCUUAGUCAUGCUGGCCGCAUGACCUGGACGUUUACGCCGGCUCCCUCGGCCAAUAAAGCAAGAUGAGCGCCGCAACCCCAGAGUCGGUCACGACUGGAGCUAAUGGCCAGGGGUCCCUUUACCUUUACCUUAACCCUGGCUUAGAUGGUACAUUCAGCUGAUCAAGCAGAGCUCUCAUGUAAACUGGAUUGUAGAACUCAAUGAACAUAGGCCCCUUUUCCACUGUGACGUCCAGUCCGCUGAUGCCAGUUUUACGGAAUGGAUCUACGCUCACCACCACCAAACUGAGUGUAAGCUUUUUGUAAAUUGCCUUGUUUUCGUGAUGAGCAUGGAGGAAAGCAUUGUAGGGCCUGCAUCUCUUGUACAUAGCAAACAUAGGCCCAGAUUAAACUAACCUGUUGUGCUAGUGGAUGCCGCCUCAAGGGCUCCUGCUAGCACAACGGGGCUUCCCCCUCCCCUCCAAAUCUAGAGUUUGAAAUUAGCAGGGCGCCAGGCGCAUUUUGUGCCUAAAGAUUCUCCAUUUGCGAGCACCUCAAAAAGUCUUAAGUGCCAUAUGACACUCAAGGAUUACUGAAAUGUAUGCUCUUUGAAGCCUUGGAGUGUAUGUUAAGGAUAGACAGUAUGUUAAGGAGUUUAACAAUAAAGAGUACAGCAGUACCUUGGGUUAAGUACUUAAUUCGUUCCGGAGGUCCGUUCUUAACCUGAAACUGUUCUUAAACUGAAGCACCACUUUAGCUAAUGGGGCCUCCUGCUGCCGCUGUGCUGCCGGAGCAUGAUUUCUGUUCUCAUCCUGAAGCAAAGUUCUUAACCUGAGGUACUAUUUCUGGGUUAGCAGAGUCUGUAACCUGAAGCGUAUGUAACCUGAAGUGUAUGUAACCCGAGGUACCACUGUAGAGUGUUUUGAAAACCGAAGUACGGUACCAAUAUUUUUUGUUGUAAACACAAAAUUAAAACAUGUAUUAAUAAUUUAUGCUAAAAAGGUUAUAUUAACAAUGUGUCACUUAUGUGAAUUGCGUAUUAGCGCAUGCUUAUCAAAAUGAUAAAAAACAAUGUUGCCGACCCCCUGGGGCAACUAGACAUUCUGUUUUGGCACCCACAACUCAGGUCCUAGGAGCCAUUUGGCUCCUAGCUUGUCUAUCCCAGUUUCUAACACUGUUCAAAUCUGUUCCCCAUCCCAUCCCAAUCAGAAAAAAAUUCAGGACCACACUCUAAGGGAAACCUAGGUUUCUGUUUGCACACCAUGUCUCUGUGGCAUACACUGCUAUGAAUGGAGUGGAGGCAUGGGUCUGAAAACAUAUAGUGGAGAUGCAAAAGUCCCAGGGCCGGGUAAUGAAAAAUUCUAUUUAAACUUCUAUUUAAAAUUCAAAAUGUUUUUCCUCAUUUUCCUUCAAUUAAAUUUUUUUUUAAAAAAAAUGGGCAUCAUGAAACACUUUCUUUUACAAUGACAAACAAAAUGUUUAAGACGAGGUGUUCAUCUAUUUACUCCCCCUCCCAAAUUAUUUCUAAAAGUGUGCAACAGGAAAAACUUUAUGUAAGACUAUUUACAGUAUCCCAUCAUUACAAUUAUUAAGUAUUAAGUCCUCAUCUGUCAACUGUGAGUGCAACUCUCACAUACAAGAGCAAGAUGCAUCUCUGCCUCUUGGAAGGCACUGCCAUUGUCACAAGAGAAGGAAGAAGGUUCUGAUGCCUCUUUUGAUUAUGGCCCUCCUCUUGCUGGAGUAGUUGGAAUACAUCUGUCUCUGUCCUCUUUCACAGGCCUCAAAAGGACUGGAAGUGGGAGAAAGUAGAGAGCGACAAAAUUUCGUUGCCGUUCAGUUCGCACUGCUUGGGGGGGGCAACCGCAAAACACCUUAAUAAAUUCAAUUGUUAAUUAUUGUCUGGAUGAACUGUAACUUUUAAUAUAGCAGAUACAAUAAUUAUAUGGUACACCGAUAUACAUAAUGCAUAAAGUUACAAAGUGACUUUUGAUAUGCAAAGUAGUUCAUUCCCCCCAUUUAUCCCCAAAUUUCCCUUCUUUCCUGACAAAACCCUCCCUCCUCCAAUGACUUCAAAAUUUCCAGAAUUUUUUAGAUCUCUUAAGUAGACACAAAGCCAGGGGCCUUGAAUUUGCCUUGGAUUUGCUUACUGUGUAUUUUAUAGAAGUCAGUGAUGGGAAAAUCAGGACCGGAUCAUUCUGAUAACCUCUGAAGAACUCCUAGAAUGAAACUGAUGUUGCUUAGCUGAGGUUGUUACCAUUCCUAUAGGACAGGGGUCAGCAAGGUUUACCUCACCUGGGUCGGUUCACUCCAGCGGAGAUCCCUUCGUGGUCCGGAUCACAUGCGCGCGCCUGCGAUUUCCAACAUCUGCGCAUGCACAGACGCGAUUUCCGGCACCAUGGAAGCAAGUCAGUGGCUUGGUUCGGGGGCGGCUCGUGGGCUGGUUAAAUGACCCCCGUGGGCCGCUUGUGGCCCAUGGGCCUUAGGUUGCCGACCCCUGCUAUAGGAUCGCGCUGUACCUGUGGUUAGAGCAUUUUAAAGUGACAGAUAACUUUGGGGGUUUUAUUUCUUUGACUUUUGUACACAAUGUGUACAAAAGGAGCUGAGGCCAAAGACCAGUGGGGAGAUAGAUGAUAGAUAGAUAGAUAGAUAGAUAGAUAGAGAGAUAGAUAGAUAGAUAGAUAGAUAGAUAGAUAGAUAGAUAGAUGAUAGAUAUACUGUACAAGAUUCCCAUCUCAUAUUCUCAUAUUCUCAUAUUUUUGAGGGGGGAAUCUUGUACAGACCCAAGGUGAAACUAAUUAUCUGAAUGUGUUGCUCCCUCAGGGAAUCAUUUUGAUCCAAGCUUUGAUUAUUAUUAUUUGGGGGUGGGGGGAGGAGAGGGGGACGAAGAGCGAAGCUGCAGGUGACCUUCAAGGAACAGGGCCUUAUAUACUGCCCAGAGUUGCAGGCAUUGCUGAGGGGAAGGAUUGGCUUGGUUGCUCUGGUCACAUCUGGCAUUGAUUUUGUUCCAAGGCACACUUAAUAAGCAUGUCUUUGAAGCCUGUGCCUUUCAUUUUUAACACACAAAGGCAUGCAUAAAUGGUUGACACUCAAAAUUCUUUAUUGAACGAGUCAGUCUGCAACAAUGUAGGUACCUCGGGUUUUUGCUGAGGUACUCUUCAGCUGAGGCGGUGUGAACUCAGGGGUGGGUAUGUGCCUUUGUUGAUUUGUUUUUAGGGGAAAUAUUAGGAGGCGAUUUAAUGCUUUUAAUAGUUUUGGAGUUUCUCUCUCUCUCCCAACACACACACACACACACACACACACACACACUAUCAGAGGCAUGCCCUUACACUUACAAACACACAGCCUGCCCCCCUCUCUUUUAUUCACUCUGCGUAGUGUUGGGUAACAUGGCAGUAGUUCAGAAAAAGAGCAGUAACUCCAAGCCUUGUAGACUGUAUGGGUGCCAGAUGUAGAAAAAGCGGGGGGGAGGGAGAGACAUACAGCAGAAGAGGGGGAGAGAAAGAAAGCAAACCUUGCCACAUUUUUUCAAAAAGUGUUUCAAUGGAGAGAGUCUCCCCCCCCCCCCACAAGCAAAUAAGGACCUCCUGAUGUGUUUUAAGAGGUUGUGGGGGGGGGAGAUAUUAGUUUGCAUUCUCCCUCACCAAACCCCUCUCCCCCCCUUUUGCACUUUUCUGUGAGAAAUAAGGUUGUAGUUAUGGAAAAGGUCAGCGUGUGGAGCUCCCCCCCCCCCGUUUUUCUUUCAAGAAAAUAAAAAUGUGGCGUUCAAACAAAGAAUUUUGUCAACGCUGCCAGAGUUUUAAGAUCAAGGGGGAAGUUAUUGCUACAGCUGUUUAUCCUCUUGGAAAGGAGGAGAUAAAACGGAGUGAAAGUCCUUUUGUGCCUCAUUCAAAGUCCCCCCUCUCCCUCCUCAUUUUUCCUCUCUGGCCUGCUAGCUUGAGGGAUUCUAGAAGGAAGUUUCAUUGUGUUUUGGUUUUGGAUCAGCAAAAGGAAGACUGGUCGGUGGGAGAAUUUUGGCCUCUUCUGAAGUAAAUGGAUUUUGUUACAUCCAUGGGUUCAUCUGAAAGUGACAAAAAAAGUCCGAUGACUGAACAGUUUUCCUUUUCUAACUUGAUUAAGAGACCCAUCUUGUUAUCUCCCUAAUCAAAGUCAGAUAAAUAAAACCUCCUGUCAGAUAAACCAGUCUCUUGUUGGUAUGUUCAGAGGUCUUAAAUAUCAAAGCAAAAACGGGUGCUCGAGUAGAUCCCUAGCCAAAGAAAGUUGCUUUAUAAGAGGGAAUUCAAAGUUGAGGGGAUACUUUAAAAAAAAAAAUAUGGUAGAAAAUGUGACUAAGCUGCCUUUCCUUUGAAUAUACUUAGUUACUUUAAAACUUGGGUGGUGCUUGUUGGUGUUUUCCCCUUAAGGCUGAUCGGAUAAGAAUAUUUCCUUGCCUGUGACUGCAUGGCAAAAGAGAGCUCCUUGGAAGAGGGUGAGAGAUCAGCCUGGGUGCAAGGAGGGGUGUGUGUGUGUGUGUGUGUGUGUGGUAGUAGACAAGCAGGCUCCCUAAAUGCUAACCCUCUGAAUGGAAGGCCUUCAUUUUGUGCAUAUGCAAUUAAGCAGCCUGAGAAGGAAGAAUGCUGGAAGGGGGGGAUAAAAGGAACCUUUAAUCAAGAAGCUGAACGGUCUAAUUCAGGAUAAUAGAGGGGUCCUUACUGUUUGACACAAGAGGGGAAGGGGCACAAUUUUUUAAUUUUUUUUGUCUGCAUGAGCACUGGCUUCGUGAUCUAACGAUCCCAAGCCUGAAGAAAGGGAAAGCGGGACGCUCCUGCUUGACCUUUCUGUGUCAAAUAUUGCAAUCUAAGCCAAGAUUGCUCAUUACGCAGGGGGCCACUCGGAAAUAUCGAAGCAGAGAUGUAGCAAUCUCUGUCCUUUUUUAAAGUGUUGUUCUGUUUUUGGAUGUUCUUCUUUGGAAUGUGUCAGCAGUUGGGAGCUUUUACUAAAAAAGAGAAAGGAAAAAACAACAAAGGCCUCAAAUGAAAUAUUCCCGGUUUUACAAUGUGUAACUUUUCUCUCUUCUUCAAAAUCCACUUUAGUAGAAGUCUCAAAAUUGUAGGAGUGGCGCUGUAUAAAGUUUAGUCAUACGGCUAAAUCGGAAAUAAUGGGUUUUGUUUUGGAUUUUUAUUUCCUUAAAUCAGAUGCUUGGCCAGGGAGAAACUUUGCAUUCCUGCUGCCAAUAUCUGUAAGUGGUUUAAAGAACUGUCCCAAAGGUGCCUCCUCUUUAAAAAAAAAUAAUAAUAUAUUAGUUGGUACAUUCAAUUUGCUUUUUUGCCCUUCUUUUGUUUUUCCAAGAGCUUUCCUCUUAAGUUGCAUUUAUAUGUCCAGAGUGUGAUAUCGCUAGUCUAAAUUGUGUAGAUCUUUGAGCUGUGGAAGCUUAGCUUGGUUUGGGGGGGGGGGCAGUUCACUGCUGUAGGGCUUGUUCUCAUGGAGACCGCUUUGUCAAAAUAUAUUUGGUUGAGCAAAAUCAGUGGUGCUAGUCUCGUAAAUGAUAAAAGACAAGAUUGUGGGCGUUGAUAUAAACCCGGGGGUCAGCAACCUUUUUCAGCCAUGGGCCGGUCCACCGUCCCUCAGACCAUGCGGUGGGCCAGACUAUAUUUUGAAAAAAAUAAAUGAACGAAUUCCUAUGUCCCACAAAUAACCCAGAGAUGCAUUUUAAAUAAAAGGGCACAUUCUACUCAUGUAAAAACCACGCUGAUUCUCAGACCAUUCGCGGGCCAGAUUAAGAAGGCGAUUGAGCCGGAUCUGGCCCCCGGGCCUUAGGUUGCCUACCCCUGAUAUAAACUGAGGGGGUAAGCCAGACAUUUCCUGAUAUUUGAGAACCAUAGUGCUGCAAUCACCUUGUUGUGGUCAGAAUUGAAUUUGCACUUCCAAGUUCCAGUAAAGCAGAUUUACCUCCCAUUUCAGGGCUUCAGUUCACUGACUCCUCUUUCCCAUCUGCUUGUACACGAAGAUUUAUAGAGCACUUAAUCACAUUAUGCACAAGUUGUGCCCACGACUUACAAGAGGGUUAUGUUCUGGGGAUCACACCUAAAGCCAUAAUUAUGUAUAGUCAAAACGCUUUGGGUACAAUGGCAGGUGGGAUUUCCAAAGUCUUUUUUCCUGGAUGGGACACCCACCUCCUUUCUGCCCCCUUUUUAAUUUUUUUAACAUUUCUGCCAAGUACGUAAAGCUGAAUGCACACAAGUGAAAUGCACCUAAGUUUGCGGGUUUACUGUACAUAGCAAAAUUAACACAAUAAAACACAGCAGAAAUCCCAAAGCCUGUCUCUUACCCACAGAUAAAUAAAACUUUUAAAAGCAAAGGUAUACAACUAAAUAAUACAUUCUGUGAGGGAUUGCUGAAAUAAUAAUAAUAGCAACAAUAACAACAACAAUAAUAAUAAUACCAAUACCAAUACAGCAAGGGUGCUGAUAAUGCAGUGUCGUUUUAAAGUGGUCUGUCGCAAAACUUUGGCACAGAGAAUGACAGUAGGGUUUUUUGAAAAGCGUGGAGGUUUAAAACCUAGCCAGUGGAUAACUCUGCUUGAAAUAGUCUCAGCAGCUUCUGUGAAGACACAAACUCCUUCCAGUCCAGCAUCUGUAUAUCUUACGACAGGAACAUAAGGCAGAAUUCUGAGUUGCGAUAAUUUCCCUGUCAGCCCCACUCUCUCAAAACAGCUCGGGCUCAAUUACAAUGCUGAGGUCCAGUCUGAACUCUCUCUCCCUCUGUGUGUGUGUGGGGGGGGCACCCCUCCUGUCCCUAAACCAGAGGCAGGCAACUAGACUCCAGUUCCCAUCAGCCCCAGCCAAUAGUCAGAGAUUAUGGCAGUUGUACUCCAACAAUAUCUGGAGGGUCACAAGCUCCCAUUUCCUGCCCCCAAACCAUAGAUAAAAGUUACAUUCUGCAAGCUAAGCCAAUUCUGCAUACCAAUGGGGCCUGUCAAAAUCCUUCUCCCUUAGAUGUAACAUAACUUGCCAUGUGGGUCUCUUCCACCACAUUUCGAGACAUGCACCACUUCAACAACAGUCAGCAGCUCAAAAUGGGACUAUGGAGUUUCACACAGUGAUGAUGGAAAUCCAUGUGUCCUUACGUUGACAACCAGGGCAAGGUUCACUUGCAAUGCCCAGGCUGUUUUUCAGUAGCAUCUCUUUUGUAACCGUAAUGUGUGCCUUUAGGGUGAAUCAUAUGGAUAACUAAGGUGGUGCCUGAGAGUUAACAACAUUAUAAGAUGCAGCAAGGCUUUUGGGGAAGAGUGCGUUGAGGAUCAUAUUUAUGUACUAUGUCAAAGAGCAGUCAGGUUAUGCCAGCCUGUGGCAAAUGGAUCACAAUUUGAUCACAAGAUGAGCUAAUGGCCACUUGCCUUAGAUGCCUUUAUAAAAGGGGCUUGUAAGGGGUGGAAUUCACAGAGUGUAGCAUUGAUCAAUGGUGGUAGCCAAAUUCAGAGGCACUGUGCUGUUGAAUAUUAGUUGCUCGGGCCAGUUGGGUGUUCUGUUGAUCUCCUACCUUGCAAGAGGAUGCUGGAAGCAAUUGGGAGGCAGCAGAUUAUGGCUGCUGAACUUCAUUUUUGGUUUGAUCCAGCAGGUUGCUUUUAAUCUGCUUGUGGGCUUCCCACAGGAACCUGGUUGGCCACUGUGAGAGCAGGAUACUGGACUUAGAUGGGCCAUUGGGUCUUCUAAUGUUAUGUUCAGUGUUCUUUGUCUCAAUUCUGCCAUAGCUACCCAUGGAAACAUAAGAGUUUGGUGUUUGGGCAAGGGGUGUUGGGCUCCUACGACAUUCUGGAUAUGGAAUGUUGGGUGGGUGCUUGCUACAGACACUUUCAAAAACAGCAAUUCCAAAAUGCUCUUCAUUUAUUUUGCAUCUGUUGAUCUUAUUGAUUCCAGGUAUUACUUCAAGAAGGCAAGCAAAGAGUUUGACUGCGGUGCAGUUUUCGAAGAAAUCUGGGACGACGACACUGUUCUGCCAAUGUACGAAGGAAGAGUCCUUGGGAAAGUGGAGAGGAUUGACUGACAGAUUGACUGGCUGGCAUUGUCUGUGUGAGUGUGUUUUAAGGAGACAAUAAGCUAAAAGACGCUGGCUUUUGGACAAAACCACCGAACAAAGCUUUUGAAGGAAGGUUGGAACCAAUGAAGAAAAAGCAACACAGACAAACUAAGGUCUAUGAAGACUUCGCCAAAUCAGCCUUACAUUAUUAUUUUUUUAAUAAAGGUGUCUGUUGAGCUGGGCACAAGGAUGUUAACAACCCCGAACUAUUUAUUGAAAACAUGACCACUCUGGGUUAUUGAAGAUGCAGACCAUGUUUUGAAAGACUUCCAUAUAUAAUAUAUGGCUUCCUGGGGAUCCCAAACCUUAUGGACUAAGAGAAACUGUGUAUAGCUUACCUUACAGUAAUCCUUAUUGAUAUUUAUUGAACAGUCUGGUUUUUUCCCUUAAGUCCAGUUUAUGGACAUGCUGCUUUAAACAAUGGAGAGAAGAGAAGAUGUGAUAUGGAAAAAGGGGUGGUUUUAUAUUUUAUUAUUUACUUUGUUUCCACUAUCUAAAUCAUUAGAAUUUUGUCUUUUAUUAAAAAGAAAAGAAAAGUGAAUUCAUUUCUGCCACCUUAGAAAACAAGCUGGAAUCAUGUUCUGUCCAGCAUUAUUCCUCCAGCUGUUUUUUUCUUGGAGGAAAAGGGGAGGAAGAGGGAAUAUUGUCGUACACAUUUGCUCUUCUAAAAAUUGGUAGAUUUUGAAUCAAUGCUGCUCUGUUUGUUAGGUCUGGUUCAGAUGUAUAAUACUUGGUUGCCUAUCAGUGGUUAGGAGAUCAGGAUCACCCCAUAGACUGUUACAUUCUUUGUCCUGCUCCCUUUCCCCACGAAUCCUCUUUUGGGUAUAACCACAGUAAAGGUAAAAGGUAAAGGACCCCUCAAUGGUGAAGUCCAGUCAAAGACAACUACGGGGUGUGGCACUCAUCUGCAGACAGCUUUCUGAGUCAUGUGGCCAGCAUGACUAAACCGCUUCUGGCGCAGCGAAACACUGACGGAAGCCAGAGCACACGGAAACGCCACAGUGGUACCUAUUUAUCUACUUGCGCUGGUAUGCUUUCGAACUUCUAGGUUGGGAGAAGCUGGGACAGAGCAACGGGAGCUCACCCCAUCGUGGGGAUUUGAACCGCCGACCUUCCGAUUGGCAUGCCUAAGAGGCUCAGAGGUUUAGACCACAGCGCCACCCACGUAACCACAGUGCAGGGUUAUAUCUGCCCUGAUGGUAAUGCUAGCUGUGAUUAUGUUUAGAAGAGUUUGCUCAAGCCUGCUUCCAGUCAUGGUUGUGAAGUUUGGUUUGAAGCUCACCGUGGCUACUGUUAAUGAUGGUCCAAAGGAAUGCUGCACCUUGGUGAGCUUGGGGAAAAUUCACUGCAGGAGAGGAUGAAGAAUGAAUACACAAGCCCAUAGGUGUUCCUGAUCCCCCUAACCACGGGCAGAUUGAGAAUGUUGGCUCUGCACCAGACCUAGCAGUGUUCUCAUGGGAUAAAUAUAACAGCUACAGGGGGUAAUAACAAUAUAUGGGUCUUAUCAGUCAGCUUCUGUGGUAAGAAUAUACAGUUGUCUGUAUUUUUGUAGCAUUGCAGUAUGCAAUGCAUUGCAUUGCUUCCAGUGUCUUCAGCAAAGCAUCCUAUAGCAAGUCCCCAAGUGCAGAAUUAUGAAGUUAAUGCAGACCCAAAUGGUUCAUAUAGUCCAGUUUUAUGAAAAGCGGUACAUGAAACCAUCCAGUUCACAUAAACACCACUUUAGCCAGAUCACACACACAACUUUGGUCUCCAGAUGUUUUUGGACUACAGUUCCCAUCAUCCCUGACCACAGCUCCUGCUAGGGGUGAUGGGAGUUGUAUUCCAAAAACAGCUGGAGGCCUAAGUUUGGGAAACCCUGAAUAGAAUGUUUUUCAACGAAAUCAGUGAUGCUUUUUUAUUUAUUUAUUUGAAGAAAUGUAGUCACAUUUUCGGUAGUGGUACUUUUCUGUAUGGUAAACUGUAUUUAAUAGGCCAAACCGUCAAAAUGUAUGGUGCCCCAUCCCAUUCCAUUAUAGCAAAUGGAAGCUAGUUCCCUGUUCAAUCCUGCGUAGCUUGCUUCCAACUUUCUAGAUGAUGAAAUUACAGCUCCCCAUAAUAAAAGAUUCCACUGAGCUAUAUAAGGGCAACAGAGUCUCUCGCUUUGGGUGUGUCGUUGUUCAAACUAUCAAAUACAUCCUCUAAUUGGAUUGUGUGUAUUGUGGCAAAAAAAGUUUUUUUUUUAAAGCCCCACCUGCCCACCCUGAAAACACAUUUUAUUUCUAUUGUGUUUUGUUUUUAAUUGGUGCAUUGUAUGCCAACGUUACAUUUCUUUUGUAUAAUACGUCUGUAUAUAGUGUAGGAAAGAAUGUGAUGCGAAAACGCUAUUAAUACACUAUCUCUAGUGUGUGUUUUUAAGAAAAACACUUCAAUCAGUACAGUACCUGUGCCUACAUGGUGUUAAUAUGCCAUGUUACGCCCUGUGUUCAGGGUCCAAACUCUUCCCUUCUUUGUGUAAAGGGGUUUAUGUAUAAUAUAUUUUAUGCCUUUUUACUACAAGUCCUUGUACUUUAUGACUUUUGCCAUGACAUUUGUUCUACUUAUACUGUAAAUUAUGCAUUAUAAAGAGUUUCAUUUAAAGAAAAAAAAUUACUUGGUACAAUAAUUAUUGUAAUUAAGAGAUGUAGCCUUUAUUAAAAUUUUUAUAUUUUUCAAAUU